Messenger RNA from Belonocnema kinseyi, 51341 nucleotides. RefSeq lists its product as uncharacterized. Gene Ontology annotation, molecular function: peptidase inhibitor activity; calcium ion binding. The record is from RefSeq and is a predicted model, not a curated record. The transcript has 149 exons. Lineage: Eukaryota; Metazoa; Arthropoda; Insecta; Hymenoptera; Cynipidae. Gene Ontology annotation, cellular component: extracellular region.
GUGAUAAGAGCUCAGUAAGUGAUAACGAAAAGAAGAUAACAUUGGAUCCUGGAUACGUGCAAGGAUUAAGGUGGAAGGAGGCUGCGAUCAGCCAUGGGGACGGCAAAGAUGAAACAUCUUUGGCCGGUGGUGGUGUGGAUACUUUUUUCUUCGUGUCCAGCCGAUUCACACAAUGGAUUCGGUCAUGGAUUGAAGAGAGAAGUGUUCUUUCUAAAUCUGGAAGACGGAUACUUUGGCUGUCAAAUCAAUAAAUCGACAGACAUCCUGCAGCUUUUAGAGCUGUCGAAACUCUGUGACAAUCAUGUAGAUUGUUUUCAAGGAACAGAUGAGCAGCGUACUAGGCUAAAGUGUACAGACGACUGUACCAAAGAAGAUGGAACCCCGUGUUCAAACGGAGUUUGCCUCGACUCAGUCUGUCACUGCAACGAUGGCUUCGGAGGCUGCAAUUGCCAAGUUCCAGAUGAGAACGAGUGCAAGUACAGACCCUGUGAUAUUUUUGCUCACUGUACGAAUACUCUUGGCAGCUAUCAGUGUUCCUGUUUUCCUGGUUAUCGCGGAGACGGAUUCCAUUGUGAAGAUAUAGAUGAGUGUGAAAAUCCAGCCAUUGCUGCACGCUGCGUCGAAAAUGCCGACUGCUGUAAUUUGCCUUCGAAUUUCCUAUGCAAAUGCAAACCGGGAUUUACUGGCGACGGAGAAGUUCACUGCGAAGAUGUGGACGAAUGUGCGAUACACGGUGCAUGCGGAGAAAAUACUCUGUGUCAGAAUACACCUGGAAAUUUCACGUGCACGUGUCAGCAUGGAUUCACGGGAGACCCAUACAAAAUUUGUACCGACAUAAACGAAUGUAACUACGACGGUGCUUGUGGAAGAGGUGCUUUGUGCAUAAAUUUGCCUGGAGAACACAAAUGCGAGUGCCCUGAAGGAUACGAUGGAAACCCAGAAGAUGAGUGUAGGGACAUGGACGAAUGUCUUCGAAGCCCCUGCGGACGAUCGGCCUUAUGCACGAAUAUGGAUGGCAGUUUUCGUUGUGCUUGCCCCGAAGGAAUGGAGGGAGACCCAAUGCUAGGCUGUCAUGAUAUAAACGAAUGCGAGGGCAAUCCCUGCGGUGCGGACUCGGAGUGUGUAAACAAGGAAGGUAGCUUCGAGUGCAGAUGUCGAUUGGGAUACCAAAUGGAUUCCAUCCACGGCUGUAUCGAUGUGAACGAAUGUGUUCAGAAAAAUCCCUGCGCUACUAAUGCCAAAUGUAUCAACGUACCAGGAACAUUUAAGUGCAUAUGCCCUCAAGGCUUUGUCGGCCAGGGGCUCACCCUUUGCGAAAAUGUUAACGAAUGUGAGAAAAAUCCCUGUGGAGAAAAUGCGGAGUGCACAGACACAAACGGCAGUUUCAUUUGUAGCUGCAAGGCAGAUUACACUGGUGACCCGUUUAAGGGAUGCAUUGAUAUCGACGAGUGCACUGCAUUUGAGAAUCCGUGUGGAACCCAUGCUAUUUGUAAAAAUUCAGUUCCUGGAUAUACAUGUCUCUGUCCUCCAGGGUUUAGUGCAAAUCCUAGUCCAUCUGUUGCUUGUGAUCAGACUGAUGUUGCGACUCUCUGUAAAUCCAACUUCGACUGCGUCAACAACGCAGAAUGCAUUGAAGGUCAAUGUUUCUGUAAAGAUGGGUUUAAAGCACUCGGUGCUGAAUGUGCAGAUGAAGACGAAUGCUUGAAAAAUCCUUGUGGACCAAAUUCUGUUUGCACUAAUACAAGAGGGCACUUCCGCUGCGAUUGUGAAACAGGCUUUAUUGGAACACCACCGCACGCACCUUGCAAAGCUCCAUGCGACGAAGUAACUUGUGGCGACCAUGCAUUCUGCAAAGCUGAUGGUCAAGAAGCCUAUUGUAUUUGCGAAGAUGGCUGGACAUUCAAUCCUAAUGAUAUUGCAGCUGGAUGCGUCGAUAUCAAUGAAUGUGAUGCAGUAAACGGUCCAUCUGGCCGGUGUGGUAAAAAUGCAAUUUGUACCAAUUCUCCGGGCGGGUUCAGUUGUCAGUGUAAGCAAGGAUACUCUGGAAAUGCUUUUAAACAAUGUUUAGAUAUUGACGAAUGUUCUCGAUCAGAUGCAUGUGGACAUGGAGCUACAUGUACAAAUAAAGAAGGCUCUUACACUUGCUCCUGUCCACCAGAAACUAUUCCAGAUCCAGAUCCGUACAUCAAAUGUGUUGGAAUUGUCACCUGUGAGGCCGAUAAUGACUGCCCUGGUAAUGCCAUAUGCGAUCCACAGAAACGUUGUCUGUGUCCAGAGCCCAACGUUGGAAACGAUUGUAGACAUCCUUGUGAAGACCUCUCAUGUGGACCUAAUGCUCACUGUAUGCUACUUAAUGACGUCGCUAGUUGUUUAUGUAGCAAUGGUUAUACAGGAAAACCAGGCGUCAAAGGUGGAUGCAAAGAUAUUGACGAAUGCGCUGUAAAUCCAUGCCCGCCGGGUGCUAUUUGCAAUAACGAACCAGGAAGCUUUUCGUGCCAGUGCCCCAGCGGAAUGACUGGGGAUCCUUACAGCGGUGGAUGUGAAAAAUCACUAUUACCCCAUGUUUGUGGUCCUAACACACCUUGUCCAGUUGGAGAACAGUGUAUUAAAGACGAAUUUGUCGGAAGUAGUGUUUGUAUCUGUCAAAGAGGAUACACGCGAGAUGCAGAGACUCAGAAGUGUAGAGACAUUAAUGAGUGUCUGGAACUUAGAGACAAGCCUGCUUGUGGAGUCAACGCCAUCUGCAAAAAUCUGCCUGGAAGUUACGAAUGCCAAUGUCCAUCUGGAUUUAAUGGGAAUCCGUUUUCGCUUUGUGAAGAAUGUAACAGCAUCGAGUGCCAAUGUCAACCACCUUAUAAAAUCGUAAAUGGCAAGUGUAUGUUGGCUGGUUGUUCUAAGGGUGAAACUUGUCCCGCUGGUGCUGAGUGUAUUACGAUAGCGGGUGGCGUCAGUUAUUGCGCGUGCCCCAAAGGUUACAGCACUAAACCCGAUGGAUCUUGCGAUGACAUUAACGAGUGUAUUGAAGGCCACCAAGUGUGCGGAUACGGUGCUGAAUGCAUAAACUUACCUGGUUCUCAUCAAUGUGUUUGUCCGCGAGGAUAUGGUGGUGACCCGUACAAUGGUCUCUGUGCCCCCGCUCAAAAGCGAUGUACGAACGAUAACGAAUGUAAAGCUAACGAAAAGUGUGUACAGCCUGGUGAAUGUGUCUGUCCACCGCCGUUUUACACUGAUCCUAUCGACGGAAAUCUCUGUAAAAAUCCUUGUGACCGGUUCCCAUGUGGACUCAACGCAAAAUGUACGCCUAGUGAUCCACCGAGGUGUAUGUGUGAAGCAGGAUAUGAAGGAGAUCCUCAACAUGGUUGUGUGGAUGUCAACGAAUGUAACAACAAUCCUUGCGGUCGCGGAGCCUACUGUUUCAAUAUUAAAGGCGGUCAUGUUUGUGAAUGUCCUAGAGGCAUGUCCGGUGAUCCAUAUGGAGGCGGAUGCUCUGGUGCAGCAGUGGCCAAACAAGAAUGUUCCUCAAAUGAACACUGUGAAAAUUAUUUAGCGUGCGUUCAAGGUAGUUGUGUCAACCCCUGUGACAAUGUACCGUGUGGGCCAAAUGCCUACUGUGAACCUGAUAAACACGCUCCCUGGUGCCGCUGUGUUGUUGGAUUUACGGAAGGCAAAAACAACGAAUGUGUUUCUCAAUGCGAUGGUUACGUUUGUGGUACUGGAGCUCAGUGCAUUGUUAGCUAUGAUGGGCCAACUUGCAAAUGUAUUGAAGGUUUCAUGGGUAAUCCAUUCCCAGGAGGUCAGUGUGCGCCAGAUAUCUGUUCUCCAGAGAUUCCAUGUGCAGAACCCAGCGUGUGUAUAAGUGGACGUUGUAAACGGCGCUGCGAAGGUGUGGUUUGUGGAAUUGGUGCCAGCUGUGAUCCUGUUAACAACAAAUGUGUUUGCAACCCAUACUUCGUAGGAAACCCAGAUCUUCUUUGUAUGCCACCGGCACAAGCACCUCGUUGUGAUCCAGCUUGUGGAACCAACGCACAUUGCGAAUACGGUCUUCCAGAUUCUACAUGUGUAUGCAAUCCUGGUACAAGUGGUAAUCCCUAUUACGGAUGUGGAAUUCAACAAAAAUCUGAUUGCUCCCAAGCUCUAUGUGGAAAGGACGCCCACUGUAGCGCUGGACCAAACGCUGUUGAAUGCCUCUGUCCACCAGGAUUUGCUGGAAACCCAUACAUUCGAUGUUUCGAUAUUGAUGAAUGUAACGGAAAUGCUUGUGGCAACAAUGCAGUCUGCAUCAACACAAUCGGAAGUUACGACUGUCGCUGUAAGGAAGGCUUCUUUGGAAAUCCGUUCAUAGCCUGUCAAGAAUUGCAAAUUGGACCUUGCACAGAUCCUGCAACCUGUAGAUGCAAUUAUGACAUGCCUUGCCCUGGAGACUUCACAUGUGUAAACGAGAGAUGCAUUGAUAAGUGCACCGAUGUACAGUGUGGCCCUAGAUCCGCCUGUCAAGAAGGAGUCUGUAUCUGUCCACCAGGAUACAUUGGAAAUCCCAACGAUUUGAGUAAAGGUUGUCAUCCUCGAGGACAUUGUUCAAACGAUCUAGACUGCGAAACUCAACAGAUUUGCUUCCAAGUAGGCAAGGGCGUGAGAAAGUGUGUAGAUGCUUGCAGUAAACUCCAGUGCGGACCCAACGCACUUUGUGUGACGCAGAAUCACGCAUCCUCCUGUCUUUGCGUUGAAGGAUACUUUGGUAACCCUAGUGACCUGAGGGAUGGCUGUCAACCGAAAAAGUCUGUUAUUCCUUCCUCCUGCAGCAGCAAUGCCGACUGUAGAUCGGGAAGCUUCUGUAUUCUUGGCGAUUCUGGAAUUCGAGAAUGUGCAGACCCUUGCAGCAAUAUCGCAUGUGGUGCUAAUCAGAGAUGUGAAGCAGAUGUAACUGGACAUGGCACUUGUAAAUGCUACGAUUCAUACGAAUGGAAUCCUGUUACAUCUUCUUGUGAGAAACCAUCUGUUCCGGACUGUAUACACGACCAGGAUUGUCAUCCUAAGGCUGCAUGUCGUCCAGAUGCACUGGGAGUUCUGAAGUGUACCUCGCUUUGUGAAACUUUUACCUGCACCGUAAACUCUCAAUGCAUAGCUGAUAAUCAUCAGGCUCAUUGUGAAUGUUUGCCAAGCUUCACUGGCAAUCCGAAUGAUCGGUAUGGCUGCCAGAGUACUCGUAAGGAUCAAUGCACGACUGAUACAGACUGUCUUGAAGAUCAUACUUGUAGAUCGUCUCCAGAAGGCGUUUUAACCUGUCAACCCGUUUGUAAUUUUGUCUCUUGCGGUCCUAACGCGCUCUGUGUCGUGAAUAAUCACGUGGCGAAUUGCGAAUGCCCUCCUGGUCUUUACGCCGGUGAUCCAAAUGAUUCUACAAACGGUUGUAAGGCAGUUCCCUGUGUUUAUAAUAUCGACUGUCCUCCAACUCAACUUUGCAAUAGACUUGAACACAAGUGUUAUGACGUUUGCGAUAAGAGCGCUUGCGGGGAAAACGCGGUUUGUAUUGCUGAUGAUCAUAAGGCCAUCUGCCAAUGUCCUCCGGGUUUCAAAGCUAAUCCCUUGCCAGAUGUAGAGUGCGUUGCUGUUGCAGCUUGCUCACCCAAUCCGUGUCAUCCAUCGGCAAUUUGUAUCGCUGGUGCCUCAAGUAAUCCAGUUUGUCAAUGUCCAACUAAUCACGUCGGGGAUCCAUACGGUUCGGGUUGUCAAGAAGAAGGUGAAUGUAGUAGUAAUAAAAAUUGCCCGGUCAAUUCUGUCUGUCAAAAUCAUCGUUGCAUUAAUCCAUGCGAGAACGCCUGCGGUCCAAACACUUUGUGUGAGAUCAUCAACGGAGAACCGAUCUGCAGGUGCGUUCACAAAUUUGAACCUUCGACUAAAGGAGUGCAAGACGGUUGUGUCAGAGCCUUCAACUAUUGUUCGAUAGAUGCAGAAUGCGAAAAUGGGAUCUGCCUUGACGGACAGUGUAGAGCUGUAUGUCGUUCAGCCAGCGAUUGUGCCGAUGGAGAGAAAUGCAUCAAUAACAAAUGUGCUGUCUCUUGCGUUUCGCAUAAUCAAUGUCAAAAUGAUCAAGCAUGUGUCAACAAUAUCUGCAUGUUGGGUUGUAGAAGCAGUAGAAACUGUCAAUCGGAAGAAUCUUGUAUAAACAACAAAUGUCAAGAUCCCUGCCUACGUGAAAAUGUCUGCGGUUCUAAUGCCGUUUGCAGCUGCCAAGAUCACAGAACUAUCUGCGCUUGUCCGGAAGGAUUCCAAGGAAAUCCUACACCUCAGCAGGGUUGUGUUAGAAUACCAAGCCCAUGCGGUCCUGUAGGGAGCUGUCCAAAUCAACACGUCUGCAUUUCCAACCUAUGUCAAUGCCAAUGUAAAGAACAAAGUAAUUGUGCACAAGGAGAGCGCUGUAAAAAUGGAUUAUGCGCAAAAAUAUGCUAUGGAGACAGUAAUUGCUUGCCUGGUGAGUUGUGCAUUGAAGGAAACUGUGAAGUGGGUUGCACUUCCGAUUCUGGAUGUAGCGAAGGCCAAAUCUGCAUUAAUCACAAGUGCAGAUGUGGCCAAGGUUUCAUCGCUGGUCCUGAAAAGUGCCUCGAUAUCAACGAAUGUGAAGAACAUCCUUGCCAUCCUACCGCUGAAUGUGUUAAUACUCCAGGAUCAUACCGCUGUUUAUGUCAACCAGGAACAGCUGGCGAUCCAGUCGUCUCAGGGUGCUUGAUACCGCAUCGUUGUGUUGCAGAUAAUAACUGCCCGGAUUCUCUGUCCUGUGUGCAGAAUAAUUGCACUGAUCCAUGCUCACGUGUGGAUUGUGGAGUGAACACAAUUUGUUCUGUCAUUGAUCACGCAGCUGCUUGUCAGUGUCAACCUGGUUACAUUGGAGAUGCAUCUGGAUGUUUUAAAGUCGAAUGUCUAUCGAAUAACGAUUGUCCUAUUGAUAAAUACUGCAACCAAGAUGUGAACAAAUGCACAAGUCCUUGCAAUCAACUCAACUGCGGAUAUGGUAACUGCGUUGCUAUUGACCAUGUUGGCACAUGCAAAUGCUAUCCUGGAUUUACACUUGCUGGUGAUACCUGUCUGGAUGUGGAUGAAUGCUUGCAGAAUCCUUGUCAUGCAACAGCAAUUUGCCAAAAUAUAGAAGGAUCAUUUACGUGCACCUGUCCGCAAGGUUUAGUUGGUGAUCCGUUAAAGAAUGGUUGCAAGCAACCUGGGGACUGUUUUACUGACACAGAUUGUCCAAAUUCUGCAGCUUGUAUAGACAAUACUUGUCGUGACCCAUGCAGCAGACCUUCUGUCUGUGGACGCAAGGCCCAAUGCUUGGCUAAAGACCACAUACCACAUUGUAGAUGUCCUGGACAAACAACGGGAGACCCACAGGUGGAAUGUAUUCACCUGGAAUGUAACUACCAUAGCGAUUGUGGUCCAUCGAGAUCUUGCUUUGAUCACAAAUGUGUGGAUCCUUGUUCCGUGCCAAACGUCUGCGGUCCACGCGCAGAUUGUUCUCCACUUAACCACAGUGCAGUUUGUGCUUGUCAGCCUGGACACACCGGAGAUCCAAAUCUUGGCUGCACUCCAGUUCAAUAUUGUAAAGGUGAUCAUCAAUGUUCUGCUGGUUCAUCUUGUAACGGGGGAAUCUGCACUUCCCUUUGUACCAAUACACGGGACUGCAUUGGAGACCAAUUAUGCAUCAAUGGUCUAUGUCAACCGACCUGCAGAAAUAAUUCUACCUGUCCCGAUUACCAGUUUUGCUUGAACAACAUUUGCGUCCAAGAAUUACGCUGUCUUUCUGACAAUGACUGUGCUUACUUUGAGAAGUGUGUUAAGAACAAUAUUGGACAAGCUGAAUGUCAAAGAGUAUGUAACGUUGCUUUCUGCGGCCGUAAUGCGCUCUGCGACGCAGAAGAUCACAGAGCUCAAUGUUCUUGCGAACCCGGAUUCUUUGGAGAUCCAAAUGACGAUAAGAUUGGAUGUCAACCAGUUGAAUGUGAAACUAGUGAACAGUGUUCAGAAGAAAAAAUCUGUGACGAACACAAAUGCAGAAUUGCUUGUCUCGCUCACAAUCCUUGUGGAGUCAAUGCUCUUUGUACAACCGAACGACACGUGCAGAUAUGUUCUUGUCAACCUGGCUACACUGGCGAUCCCAAAAUUGAAUGCAAACUUAUCGACUUCUGUGCUAAUAUACCUUGUGCACCUGGAGCAGUUUGUGAAAACUCUAGAGGAUCGUUCAAGUGUUACUGUAAAGAAGGAAGGGUGGGAGAUCCUUAUAACGGCGGUUGCAAACAACCUGUCGAAUGCCUGGACAAUGAAGAUUGUCCAGAAACAGCUAACUGCAUUAAUGUCAACAAUGUUCCAAAGUGUCAUGAUGUAUGUGCUCGUAUCCAAUGCGGUCCAAACGCAGAAUGUACUGCUUCCCACCAUACCGGUUCCUGCCAUUGUCAACCAGGUUACGAAGGACAGGCUAACGAAUUAAGUAUCGGUUGUCGACCAACACCAGUUUCCUGCACAUCGUCUACAGAAUGCAGUUUGAAUACAUAUUGUUACGAAAGCCUUUGUCGACCCUCAUGCCAAUCGGACGGAGAAUGUAACUUAUCAGAUGUCUGUCUAAAUGGUCAAUGUCUGGAUCCAUGUAAUAUCAGAUCAUCCUGUGGUAUUAACGCUGAAUGCAGGGUUCGAAGUCACCUAAAGCAUUGCAGUUGUCCUCCAGGUUUUACUGGAAAUUCAGAAGUAGAGUGUGUGAGACUGCCAGUCUCAUGCAGAGAGACAAACGAGUGCAAUGUAGGGAAUACUUGCCGAGACAACGUCUGUUUACCAGUGUGUCAAGUAGACAACGAAUGUGCCUUUAACGAAAAAUGUGUCGGAGGCAACUGUUUGCUAACAUGCAGAUUAGACAAUGAUUGCUUCCUCGGUCACAUUUGUUUGCACAACAUGUGUACUUUCGGUUGCCGAGCUGAUGAAGACUGCAAUGCAAAUGAGGCCUGUCUCGGAAACAAAUGUGCAAAUCCUUGCGAAGUCACUCCAUGUGGUCCAAACUCUAAAUGCACUGUUAUUAACCAGCGGGCUUCCUGCUCUUGUCCACCAGAUUUCAUACCUAACCCUACAGCUAAAGUCGCAUGCUUACGCUCUCCAGGUCCAUCGUGUACAGCAAAUAGAGAUUGCCUGCAAGGAACAACUUGCAUGUCCGGAAUAUGCACUCCAGUGUGUUCAUCAAAUGUUAACUGUCUGAGCAAUGAGCGUUGUGAUUCAUUGGGAGUUUGUAGAUCGCUGUGCAGGAGAGACGAAGAUUGCCAGAGUGGAGAGAUUUGCGAAGGAUUGGUGUGUUUGAGUGGAUGUCGAGCCGAUGUAGAGUGUCAAGAGAAUUUAGCUUGCAUAAACAACCAGUGCAUAGACCCAUGCAGUUUGCCAAGUGCCUGUGGUAUUAAUGCUCAAUGUUCGGUUGUUAAUCACUGGAAACAAUGCAGCUGUCCCGAUCCAUUAAUAGGGGACCCCCUCAUAAACUGCAGACAAUCAUUCCUUCCUUGUUCAUCAGCUUCCGAAUGUUUGCCUGGACAAACUUGCUAUGGUAGAUCGUGUUACUCCACAUGUCGUAGUGAUGCAAACUGUUUGAACGAUGAACGAUGUGAUGGUGGAUUGUGUAAGGGAAUAUGUAAUACCGAUGAUCAAUGUUCAGCGAAUCAAAUCUGUGAGAAUCGUUUGUGUGACAUUGGAUGUCGCAGUGACAACACCUGUCCCUCUGAUGAAUCUUGCUUGAACAACAGAUGCAAAAAUCCAUGUGAGGGUGGUAAAGCUUGUGGAGAAUGUGCUGGCUGCCGCGUGGUAAAUCACGUGGCCCAAUGUAGCUGCCCUCCAAAUUAUUAUGGAAAUGCACUAAUCAGUUGUACCAAAUCAAUGAUUCCUUGUGAUGGUACCUGUGAAUGCGAUGAAACAGGAUUUUGCGUCAAGAGCUGUCGAUCUCAGGACCAAUGCUCCUGUGGUGAAGUUUGCCAUACCGGAAAGUGUAGAACAAAGUGUGACAAUAACAACGAAUGUUCAAAGGGCUACAUGUGUGAUCAAGGAUUAUGUCUCUUUGGAUGUCGAACUCAUUCUGACUGUCCAGAUUUGUUGUCCUGUAUCAACGGUCAGUGUGCAGAUCCCUGCUUGUCAGGAUCAAAACCAUGUGGAAUCAAUGCACUGUGUAGAGUUUCCAAUCAUCGAGCAGUUUGUUUGUGUCCGGAAGGUUACCAAGGGGAACCAAGUCGAGAAUGUUAUCAGCUGGAAUGCCAUCGUCACGAAGAUUGCGAUCCGAACAAGCACUGCAGCGAGUAUGGUGUUUGCACAAAUCCAUGUUUGGAGCAUGGCAUAUGUGGUGUUAAUGCUCAGUGUCGUGUGGCAAACAGACAACCACAGUGUUCUUGUCCACCAGGACACAUCGGCAAUCCUAAAGUAUUAUGUAAACAAGGCAAUGAGGAAUGUCUUCGUAAUCCCUGUGGACCCAACGCAGAGUGCCGAGAAUUAUCUUCUGGUCACGAGUGUACAUGCAAAUCAGGCUGUUAUGGAGAUCCGUACCAUGGUUGUCAAUGUGACGGUAAUUAUAUGAUUAUUAUAAAUAACACGUAAACUAAGAACGUUCAGUGAGCAUUUACAAAUUGUAAUUCCAAACUGCAAUCGUGGAACAAAAUUUAUACCAUUUUUCAUUAAAAAUUUUCAGUUAUACGUCCAGACUGUCGUACAGUGGGAUGCGGCAAAAAUGCAGAAUGUAUCCGAGAUGGUUCGGAAUUCGUUUGUCGAUGUGCUCUAGGUACGACUGGUUUUCCGGAUGUCGAAUGUGCAACAGAACAAGAAUGCACCAGUGACCUAGAAUGUCCUAACGACAAAGCCUGCAUAAAUCUACAAUGUCUGGAUCCGUGUACUCUUCGCGGUGCCUGUGGCAUCGACGCACUAUGCCGAGUGGUUGUGCACAAGCCACGCUGCUCCUGUCCUCAGUGUUAUAUCGGUAUUCCCCGUGCUGUGUGCCGGCCAGAUCCGAAAUGUGACAUUACGAGUCAACCUCGACCCCCGACUUCGAACAGCGAUUGCUCCUCAGAUAAAGAGUGUCCGGAAAGUCUUUCCUGUCAUGCUCAAACGAGAGAGUGUCGUGAUCCGUGCUCGAGUUCCCAGCCUAGAUGCGAAGUUAACAAAAAAUGUCAAGUGCGGAACCAUAGGCCAGUCUGCGUCUGUAAACACGGAUUCGUUGUUAACGAAAUGGGAGAGCUGACAUGUGCUCCGGACACCGUGGCUUGCUCGAGAGAUUCCGACUGUCCUUCGAACGCUGCUUGUCUUAAUGGAAAAUGUCAAAAUCCUUGUAACAUGAGAAAGAAACCACCAUGUCCAGCCGAUAAAGCCUGCGAAGUUCUAGACCAUCGUCCUAUAUGCAUUUGCCUCAAAAACUGCAAUCCUUCCCUUUCCAUUUGCCUGCGAGACAAUGGCUGCUCUUCAGACCUGGCGUGUCGCAACUAUCGCUGCGUGGAUCCGUGCAACAACUCCACAUGUCCGGCUGAUGUUCCCUGUUACGUCGAGGAACACAAACCUAUCUGCAAGUUCUGUCCCCCCGGCUUUGUGCCAGAUACUAAGUACGGAUGCAUGAAAGAUGUGACAUGUGCAUCACAUACCGACUGUCCAUCACAGUUGGCUUGCAUAAAUCAGCAGUGUUUGAACCCGUGUAGUAUUCAGAAUCCUUGCCAAAAUAUCCAAGAGUGCAGCGUUGAAGACCAUAGACCAUUCUGUAUUGCAGGACCAAAGAACGUUUGUCCACUCUGUGAAGAAGGAGAGCAAUGUGACCCAGUUACCAAUCAAUGUGUAAGAGUGGGUUGCACUAGCAACAGGGAUUGUCCUCUGACAGAAACCUGCGUUGGGCAAGUUUGCCAGGAACCAUGUCGUAUUCGAAAUCCGUGUGUUCAACAUGCUGUUUGCAUCAACACAAAUCAUGGAACUGACUGCAGUUGUGAAGAAGGUUACCACGGAAAUGGAUUUUCAGCUUGCGCUUUAGUCGACGAUGAUAGGAAUGUUUGUCAGUACAACGAAGACUGUCCUCCAUACAAGUACUGUGACCGACUCAACAGACGCUGUAUCAAUCCCUGUUCGGAGGAUAUGUGCGGAGAUAAUGCCGAAUGUUACCCAGAGAAUCACAAUGCUAAAUGCAGAUGUCCAGCUGGAUUCGAUGGAAAUCCUCAAAUUGGUUGCCAUCGCGGAUCUCAAGAUCCUUGUUUGCCUAACCCAUGUGGUGUUAAUGCGGCUUGUGAAAAUGAUAAUGGCAAUCCUAUUUGCUUCUGUCCGAAAGGACUUACCGGAAAUCCGUUUGAACAAUGCAUUCCAGAAGGUGAUCAGUGCCAAGACAAUCCCUGUGGUUCCAGCUCUGGCUGUCGAGUAAUAAAUGGUCAAGUGAAAUGUUUCUGUUUGCCAGGCUUCGAAGGAGAACCACCAGCUACUCCUUGUGUGCCUUACAGUAAUCCUUGCGACUCAUCUCCUUGCGGCCAGAAUACCCAAUGUUCAGUCCUGCCUAACGGAAUUUAUAAAUGCACUUGUUUGCCAGGUUUUAUUGAAAGUCCCAACACAAUCAGAGGAUGUAUACAGCAAGUUAAUCCUUGCGAGCCUAACACUUGCGGGCAUAAUGCUCAAUGUGAUCCUAGGCGUGUUCCUCCUUGCUACUGUCCGGAAUACACGUCUGGAAACCCUUAUAAGAGCUGCACAGAAACAGUUGUUAGACCUUUAUGCCAACCGGGUCCAUGUGGCGCCAACGCAGAUUGCUACAUCGCUGACAACCAAGAGCAAUGCUAUUGUCAGUACGGAUUUUACGGAGACCCAUAUCAAGGUUGCCACCCACCACCUUCUAGUGCCUGUCAACCAAGUCCCUGUGGACCAAAUACUGCAUGCAAAGUAACAAUAGAAAACCGAGCACUCUGCGAAUGUUUACCAGGAACAACUGGAGAUCCAACAAGUUCUUCAGGAUGUGACAGACAUGAAUGUAAUCAAGACACUGAUUGUGAUGUUAAACAGGCUUGUAUUGGUUAUCGAUGUCAAAACCCAUGCAUGGGAGGUUGUGGUAUCAACGCAGAGUGUCAAGUAGAAGUGCAUCAUCCGGUGUGCCGCUGUAAAGAAGAAUUUAUUGGAAAUCCAUUAAUCAGGUGUUCUCCUCGUAUGGAUAUCCCAUCAAAUCCUUGUGAACCCAAUCCAUGCGGUCUAAACACACUUUGCCAAGUUUUAAACAGCCGUGCAGUUUGUUCUUGCCUGCCUGAUUUCUUAGGAGAUCCUCAGUCUGGAUGUCAACCAGAAUGUACUAUCAAUUCUGACUGUUCCAAUGACAUGGCCUGCAUUAAUAUGAAGUGUGUAAACCCUUGUACACUUGGAAACUUAUGUGGUGCCAAUGCAGAAUGCAUAUGCUCUUACCAUACACCUACUUGUACUUGCAAACAGCACUACUUCGGUAAUGCUUUCAUUCGAUGCUACCCAGAGCCUACAAUCACAGUCGAAAAUCAGCGUAAUUUCACGUUGCCUUGUUCACCAUCUCCAUGCGGACAACAUAAUGUAUGUGAUCCCUACACAAAUCAAGUGGCAAUGUGCGGAGGUUGUGCUGCCCCAGAAAAUCAAGACAGUAUUUUUUGCAAACCAGAAUGUUUAAGCGACAGCGAUUGUUCUUUAGAUAGAGCUUGCGUAGGGUGGAGGUGUUCGGAUCCAUGCUUGGGAUCCUGCGGUGUUAAUGCAGACUGUGAGGUUAUCUAUCACUCACCUGUGUGCAGUUGCCCCACGGGCUUAUUUGGAAAUCCAUAUCAAAGUUGCUCACCCACGCCAAUAGUAGCCCCAGAUUCCUGCAGUUUAACACAAUGUGGAGCAAAUGCAUAUUGUGAAGAAAGGCAGGGCGUAACUUUGUGCAAAUGUUUGCCCAACUUCGAUGGGAAUCCACUGAUAGCUUGUCACUUGGAAUGUGUUCAAAAUUCUGAUUGCGAAUUGACCCGUGCUUGUUCCAACCAUAAAUGUGUUGAUCCUUGCAGAGGAGCCUGCGGAAAUGGAGCAACUUGCGACGUCAUCAAUCAUGCCCCUGUUUGUUAUUGUGAGAACGGAUUAACAGGAGAUCCGUUCGUCUAUUGCUCCGAACCUAGAGAAAACCCAGUCACUGUAUUACCUUGCAAUCCAUCGCCUUGUGGACCCAAUAGUAGAUGCAUAGUUUCCCCGCAAGGAUAUUCCACCUGCUCAUGUAUACCAGGGUUUAGAGGAACUCCGCCUCUCUGCUCGCCGGAGUGCAUUGUGUCUUCGGACUGUUUACAAAUACAAGCUUGUAUAAAUAACAAGUGCGUCAAUCCCUGCAAAGGAAGGUGUGGACAUGGUGCACUUUGUUCUGUGAUUAAUCACAAUCCAGUAUGCAGUUGCCCCGGAGGUCAGGAUGGUGAUCCUUUUGUUUCGUGCUUCAAACCUCCUGAAUACUUACCACCAUCCCCAUGCAACCCAACUCCAUGUGGACCUAAUUCGGUGUGUCAACUAAAAAUGAGCAGACCUGUUUGCUCUUGUGAAAGCAAUUUCAUAGGAAGCCCACCAAACUGCAGACCUGAAUGUCUCAUCAACCAGGAAUGUCCCAUUGACCAAGUUUGCGAUUCGAAUAAGUGUGUGAAUCCUUGCCCCAGCAGUUGUGGUCCAAAUUCGGAAUGCACAGUUAUUAAUCACACUCCGCAAUGUUAUUGCAAGUACGGCUACGAAGGAGAUGCUUUUAUAGGGUGUACUGCAAUAUCAGUGAGACCUGUAACACUAGAUCUUUGUGAUCCAUCACCUUGCGGAAACAAUGCCCUCUGUACAGUUCACGAUGGUGCAGCCAGAUGUACUUGUAUACCACCCUACAUUGGAAAUGCGUACAUCGGAUGCAAACCAGAGUGUCUAGUUAAUUCUGACUGUUCCAGCGACUUAUCGUGCUUGAAUCAACAUUGCCGAAAUCCUUGUCUUGGCGUUUGCGGAAACAACGCGCAGUGUGAAGUCAUAAAUCACAUUCCAAUUUGUUCCUGCUUACAAGGCUAUAUUGGAGAUCCAUUCCAAGCCUGCAAAAUAGAUAUAGUUGGACCAAAGGAAAAUCCAUGCUCGCCAUCUCUUUGUGGACCAUACAGUGUUUGUCGGGUAGUGAAUGAUAGAGCAGUGUGUUCUUGCAGUCCUGGUUUCUAUGGUGUACCUCCGAUGUGUCGGCCAGAAUGUGUCGUUAACUCGGAGUGUCCUCAGCAUUUGGCUUGUAUUGACCAAAAGUGCAGCGAUCCUUGCCCAGGUUCCUGUGGGUUGAAUGCCUACUGUCAUGUUAGCAACCACAAUCCACUCUGCAGCUGUCCUCCGGGAUACACCGGAUAUCCACUUGUGGAAUGUACCGAAGAUGUUGCAAAGGGUGUAAGUUCCACACCAUGCUUGCCUUCACCCUGUGGACCCAAUGCUGAAUGUCGUGUUAAUGAAAAUCGAGCAGUAUGUUCAUGUAUGGUGGGAAUGUUUGGCGCGCCACCAAAUUGCAGACCAGAGUGCAUCAUUAAUCAAGAUUGCCCAAAUCAUCUUGCUUGUCUUCAAUCCAAGUGCUCGGAUCCAUGCAUAGGCUCAUGUGGUUACAACGCUAAGUGCAGCGCUCAGAAUCAUCGUCCAGUCUGUGAAUGCUAUGAAGGAUACGAAGGAGACGCUCUCUUCGGAUGCAAUCUCAAAGUAACACCUGUAUUUGAACCUCCAAGCACCCCCUGUAGUCCUUCACCCUGCGGUUCAAACGCCAAUUGUAAUGAACGCAAUGGUGCUGCUUCUUGCACUUGUCUAUCCGAUUACAUAGGAGAUCCUUACAAAGGUUGUAAACCAGAAUGCGUACAGAACACCGACUGUCCUCACAAUCUAGCUUGCAUUGUAAACAAAUGUAAGGAUCCCUGCACAGGAGUAUGCGGAUUAAAUGCGCAAUGUCAAGUUUUCAAUCAUCAACCAACUUGUACAUGUUUGUCUGGAUAUACGGGAAAUCCUCAAAUUUCUUGUUACCUGCCACCUCCUGGUCCUCCGCCACAAACAAAUCCAUGCCAACCUUCACCUUGCGGUGACUACAGUAAAUGCCAAGUAAUUGAUGGUCAUCCAGUUUGUUCUUGCCAACAAAAUUACAUUGGUACACCACCAAACUGUAGACCGGAAUGUUUAGUCAGCACAGACUGUGGAAACAACAAAGCUUGUAUUAACCAACGUUGUCAAGAUCCCUGCGUUGGCACAUGUGGUCUGAAUACAGACUGCCAGGUUAUUAAUCACAGCCCUGUAUGUUCAUGUAUAAAUGGAUAUUCCGGAGAUCCAUUUUAUGGAUGCGCAAGAGAAGAACCAAAAACUACACCACCGAUUGAACCGAUUAGUAAUCCUUGCGUCCCUUCGCCAUGUGGGCAAUACUCGCAAUGUCGGGAUAUCAAUGGAUUUCCGGCUUGUUCCUGCUUGCCAAAUUAUAUUGGAAAAGCUCCAAACUGCCGACCUGAAUGUCUGAUCAACGAGGAAUGUCCUGGAAAUUUAGCUUGUCAGAACGAGCAAUGCACAAAUCCUUGUCCAGGAUCUUGCGGUGUAAACACCUUCUGCAAUGUCAUAAAGCAUAAUCCUAUCUGUUCUUGCAAUCCAGGAUAUACCGGAAAUCCAUUUGCUGAAUGUACACCUAUCAUAGAAGCACCCAGUACAACUCAACAACCUCAAACACCUUGCAUCCCAUCUCCUUGUGGUGCCAAUGCAAUUUGUAAUGAACGUAACGGUGCCGGAUCUUGUACCUGCAUGCCUGAAUAUUUCGGAGAUCCUUACAUAGGCUGUAGGCCAGAGUGUGUCACCAAUUCUGAAUGUGAUCGCAGCAAAGCGUGUGUGAAUAAUAAGUGCAUAAACCCAUGCAUUGGAGCAUGUGGAGAAAAUGCUUUUUGCCGCGUUACCAACCAUGCACCCACCUGCACAUGUCUUCCAGGUUACACUGGCAAUGCAUUGAACGCGUGUAUAUUGAAGGAAAUAGUUACUCCAGGACCACCAACAGAUCCAUGUGAAGCUUUACCUUGUGGACCGUACAGCAAUUGCAGAACACUCAACGGUCAUGCAGUGUGCUCAUGUCAACCUGGGUACAUCGGAGCACCACCUGCUUGUCGUCCUGAAUGCACUGGUAGUUCAGAAUGUUCACAAAACAAAGCAUGUAUCAAUUACAAGUGUGGUGAUCCAUGCCCGGGAUCUUGCGGAGAGAAUACCAAGUGUCAAGUCAUUAACCAUAAUCCAACAUGUAGUUGUGCCAACGGAUAUACAGGGGAUCCUCUCGUUACUUGUACAAAAGAGGAAGUAGUUGGACCAAAUGGUCCAAUUAGUCGGGAAAAUCCAUGUACACCUGACAUCUGCGGUCCAAACUCUCAGUGCCGAGAAAUAAAUGGACAACCUGCAUGUUCCUGCCUAGCUAAUUUUGUUGGCAGGCCUCCGAAUUGCAGACCAGAAUGCACUGAUAACUCUGAAUGUCCCACAACAUAUGCAUGUAUUAAUCAGAAGUGUAAGAAUCCUUGUCCUGGUGCUUGCGGAGAGAUGGCUAGGUGCUCAGUUCAAAAUCAUUUACCUCUCUGUACUUGUCCUGAGGGUUAUGAAGGUGAUGCAUCGAUCCGCUGCGAAAUUGGAUUGCCCCCAUCUACUGAACGUCCAAAUCCUUGUUUGCCUAAUCCCUGCGGACCAAAUGCGCUUUGUCGCGAAAAAAGCAGAGCUGGUGCUUGUGUCUGCCCACCAGAAUUUAUUGGUGAUGCUUAUGAUCUUCAGAGAGGCUGUCAUAGAGAAUGUGAAGUGAAUAACGAUUGUUCGAGCAACUUGGCUUGCGUUGGAUUUAAAUGUAUCGAUCCCUGUCCUGGUACAUGUGGUACUUUGUCAUUCUGCAACGUUCAGGAUCAUAUUCCUAAGUGCUCAUGCCCACCUGGUUACACUGGAGAUCCAAACUUUGCUUGCGAACAGGAAAGAAUAUUAAUUCCAAGGAAUCCUUGCUCACCGUCACCGUGUGGACCGAACAGUAAAUGCAGAGAAGUUAAUGAACAGCCAGUUUGCACCUGCUUACCGGAUCACAUUGGAUCACCGCCAUCGUGCAGACCUGAGUGUCUGGUUAAUGCCGAGUGCCCAGUUAACUUUGCUUGCAUUAAUAGAAAAUGCGCUGAUCCUUGCCCCAACACUUGUGGUUUAAGAGCAAUAUGUGCUACCAAAAAUCACAUUCCAAUUUGUACAUGUCCUUCCGGAUUCACAGGAGAUCCUUUCAAAAUAUGCUUCCCUCAAGAAGAGAUUGCAAUCACAGAAAGACCUCCAUCUUGUACUCCAUCUCCCUGUGGUCCCAACUCGCAGUGUCAAGUCAUUUCUGGAAGUCCUGCUUGCUCCUGUCUUCCGAACUACAUUGGUGUUCCUCCAAACUGCCGCCCUGAGUGUGUCUUAAGCUCGGAAUGCCCGAGUCAAUUAGCUUGCAUCAAUGAAAGGUGUCAAGAUCCAUGCUCCGGAUCUUGCGGUGUCAAUGCGCAAUGUCAUGUAUUAAAUCACAUUCCUGUUUGCACAUGUAUGGAGAGCUACAUAGGAGAUCCAUUCAAGUUCUGCUCACCUAUUCCACCUAGUACACCAAGGACCAUAAUGGAGAUCGACCCUUGCAAUCCAUCACCGUGUGGACCUAAUGCUAUUUGCCGUAACGGUGAAUGCACAUGCGAGCCCGAGUAUUCCGGAAAUCCAUACGAGGCUUGUCGUCCAGAAUGCAUUCUUAAUUCAGAGUGUCCUCGCGAUAAAGCAUGCAUGAGGUUCAAGUGCAAGGAUCCUUGCCCUGGUAUUUGUGGGCAGCUUGCUCGAUGUGAUAUAGUCAAUCAUAUUCCGGUAUGUUCGUGUACUGAUGGAUAUACUGGGGACCCAUUUGUGAGCUGCCGUUUGAAACCAAAAGAUGCAUUGGUAACUAACCCAUGCACACCUUCGCCUUGUGGACCUAACAGUGAGUGUCGGAAUAUUGCUAAUAAUCCGGUAUGCUCUUGCCUCCAAGGUUAUCUAGGAACACCACCAUCCUGCAGACCUGAGUGUGUAGUCAGUCCAGAAUGUCCACCAACGAGAGCUUGCAUAAAUAAAAAAUGCACGGAUCCAUGCUUAGGUGCUUGCGGUUUAAAUGCUCGUUGUGAAGUCAUUAAUCAUUCCCCAAUAUGUAGCUGCCUCCCUGGUCAAUCAGGUGAUCCUUUUAGAAGCUGUUACGAAAUUGAAAUGCAACUGGAACCUAAGACAGAUCCCUGUAAUCCAUCGCCUUGUGGUCCAAACGCUAACUGUCGAAAUAUAAACAAUAAUUAUGAAUGUUCUUGCUUACCACCGUACAUCGGAUCACCACCGUCAUGUAGACCUGAAUGUGUGAUAAACCCAGAUUGUCAAUCGGACAAGUCUUGCAUUAAUUCUAAAUGUCGAGACCCAUGUCCUGGAUCCUGCGGAGAAAAUGCAGAGUGCAGAGUUAUAAAUCAUGCAGUUAGUUGCUCAUGUUCACCCGGAUACACGGGAAAUCCGUUUGUCCAAUGCAUUCGUCAAAUCAUAGAGUAUAUCAAUCCCUGUGAGCCCUCGCCGUGUGGAGCUAACGCUAUUUGUCAACGGCGAGAUAAUGUAGGCGCAUGUAUCUGCAUUCAGGAUUACCAUGGUAAUCCGUACGAAGGUUGUCAACCAGAGUGUAUUCUCAGUUCCGAUUGUCCAACAAACAAAGCUUGUAUUCGGAAUAAAUGUGAAGAUCCCUGCUUAGGAAUUUGUGGAACAGAUGCUUUGUGUUCAGUUGUAAAUCACAUUCCCACCUGCACUUGUUUCCCUGGUUUCGUCGGCGAUCCAUUCAACACCUGCACUCGCCAAAGAGAAAUUCCUCCUGAAGUAACGCCAUGUGCUCCAUCACCAUGUGGACCCAACAGUAUCUGUCGCGCAAUUAAUGGUCAAGCUGUAUGCUCAUGCGAAGAUUCCUACAUAGGCUUACCUCCAAAUUGUAGACCAGAAUGUGUUGUAAACUCAGAGUGUCCUCAGAAUCGAGCAUGCUACAAAUAUAAAUGCACAGAUCCUUGUCCAGGAACUUGUGGUAUGGGAGCACAAUGCAGAGUUACCAGUCACAGUCCAUUUUGUAGUUGUCCUGCGGAUAUGACAGGAGAUCCAUUCAUAAGAUGUUAUCCCGAUAUUCGUGAAAAACAGCCUCCACUGAAUAUUGCGAAAAAUCCUUGUGUGCCCAACCCUUGUGGCCUGUACGGAGAAUGUAGAGAAAUCGGAGAACAGCCAGUAUGCUCCUGCUCGCGAGAUUACAUUGGAUCGCCUCCCAAUUGUCGCCCUGAGUGUUCAGUCAACACAGAUUGUCCAUCGAUCCAAGCGUGCAUUUCUGAAAAAUGCAGGGAUCCCUGCAUUGGAUCUUGUGGUCAGAAUGCUGACUGUCGUGUGCAGAACCACAUUCCAACGUGUCUUUGCCAACCAGAUUACACGGGAGAUCCUUUCAGUCUCUGCUCGCCACUUAUAAAAGAAAUUCCUCCAAGUCAUGAUCCAUGCAAUCCAUCUCCGUGUGGUGCUAAUGCUCUCUGUGAUAAUGGAGCCUGCACUUGUUUCCCUAACUACUUUGGUGAUCCAUACUCCAACUGCAGACCAGAAUGUACGUUAAAUACAGACUGUCCUCGAACAAAAUCGUGUAUCAAUCAACGGUGCAUAGAUCCGUGCCCGGGUACUUGCGGAACUGGUGCCCAAUGCGACGUUAUCAAUCACAUUCCUACCUGUAGCUGCUCAUCAGGCACGACUGGAAAUCCGUUCACUGGUUGCCGUAAAGUUAUUCAACCUGUUUUCACGAAUCCGUGUAUGCCAUCGCCAUGUGGACCUAACAGCAACUGUAUAGUUGUCAGCGACCAUCCAGUCUGUUCGUGUCAAACGAACUUUGUCGGCAGUCCGCCAAGUUGUAAGCCGGAAUGUGUCGUCAGCGCUGAAUGUCCACUAACUCAAGCAUGUUUAGGAAACAAAUGUCAGAAUCCAUGCCCGGGUACCUGCGGUCAAAAUGCUAAGUGUAUGACGGUCAAUCACAAUCCUAUAUGUACAUGUGCUGAUGGUUAUACUGGCGAUCCCUUCAUUAGAUGCUAUCCAAAUGAAGAUGUUCGUGGACCUGCAGACGAACCAUGCAAACCAUCACCUUGUGGACCCAACGCAGAAUGUCAUGUCCGUGGAGAGACAUCUGCAUGCUCCUGUUUGCCAAAUUACAUUGGACUUCCACCAAACUGCAGACCCGAGUGCACUAUCAAUCCUGAGUGUCCGGCACAUCUUGCCUGCAUCCAGCAAAAGUGUAGUGAUCCUUGUACCGGUCGUUGCGGAAUCAACGCUCAGUGCUUUGUCAUCAAUCACAACGCGGCAUGUACGUGUCUAGAAGGCUUCAACGGUGAUCCCUACAGCAGUUGCCAACCUUCCAGAAAGGAAACCUACCCCGUUGAGAUGUUGACCCCUUGUACGCCGUCCCCCUGCGGUCCCAAUGCCAUUUGCAAAGAGCAAAAUGGCGUGGGCUCCUGCUCAUGUGUACCUGAAUAUAUUGGAGACCCAUACGAAGGAUGUCGUCCCGAAUGCACAGUCAAUUCUGACUGCAUGUCUAACAUGGCCUGUAUCCGAUCGAAAUGCCAAAAUCCCUGUCCCGGAACAUGUGGUCAGGAUGCCCAAUGUCAAGUUGUAAACCACUUGCCCAGUUGCUCAUGCAUUCCUGGAUUUACAGGAGACCCAUAUCGUUUAUGCAUUCCCCCGCAACGGACUCCUAUAGAAAAUGAUGAUCCCUGCGUACCCUCACCAUGUGGGCCAAAUAGUCAAUGCCGAGUUGUAAAUAAUCAGUCAGUGUGCAGUUGUAUUCCCACAUAUUUGGGAAGUCCGCCUGGAUGUCGACCCGAAUGUUCAAUCAGUUCUGAAUGUCCUACAAAUAGGGCAUGUAUUAACCAAAAAUGUGUAGACCCAUGUGUUGGUCUUUGUGGUCAAAACACAAUUUGCAGAGUCGUAAAUCACAGUCCCAUUUGUGCCUGUAAACCGGAUUGCACAGGAGACCCCUUCACCAGAUGUUUCCCUAUACCAAAGCCUGUGAAAGACCCAACACAAGUACAAAACUCUUGUAUACCCUCUCCAUGUGGAUUAAAUGCUGAAUGUCGUAAUAAUGGAGGCAUGCCUUCAUGUUCUUGUUUGCCCAACUAUUUUGGAAGCCCACCUAAUUGCAGACCGGAAUGUACCAUAAACCCCGACUGCCCAAGCAACAAGGCCUGUAUUUUGGAAAAGUGCAGAGACCCAUGUGCAGGCACUUGUGGGCUUGGUGCUCUUUGCAGUGUUAAUAAUUAUACCCCAGCAUGUACAUGUCCUCCCGGUUAUACCGGAGAUCCAUUCACUAGUUGUCAACCACUACCAAAACCAAGCAACGAUAUUCCAACAGAUCGUUGCAAUCCAUCUCCUUGUGGACCAAAUUCACAAUGUAAUGAUGGCGUCUGUACAUGUUUACCUGAAUAUAAAGGAGACCCAUACACGAUGUGCCGUCCAGAAUGUGUUCUUAACACAGAUUGUGCUUUUAAUCAAGCUUGCGUUCGUAGCAAAUGUAUUGAUCCAUGUCCUGGCACAUGUGGUCAAAAUGCCCAGUGUAUGGUUUAUAAUCAUAUAACAAUGUGCACUUGUCCACCAGGAAUGUCAGGAAACGCAUUUGUCAUGUGUUUAAAACCAAGUGGACCCAUAUCAGCUAAUCCUUGCAGCCCGUCACCAUGUGGUCCUAACAGUCAGUGUAGAGUCGUGAAUGAACAACCGGUUUGUUCAUGCGUACCAGGCUUUUUAGGAAGUCCACCUACUUGUAGACCAGAGUGUACCCAUAGUUCCGACUGUUCUCAUGAUCUUGCAUGCAGUAAUCAAAAAUGUAUAAAUCCUUGUGAAGGAUCUUGCGGUAUUAGAACACAUUGCCAAGUUAUCAAACACAAUCCGAUAUGUAGCUGCCUUCCAGGAAACACCGGUGAUCCAUUUUUCCAGUGUUAUCCAAUCAUAGAAGAUCGACCUGUGGACAGAGGAUCCCCUUGUUUACCAUCACCUUGUGGUCCCAACUCGCAAUGUCAAGUAGUAAACAAUUUACCCUCGUGUUCCUGCCUACCCGAGUACUUAGGUUUGCCACCAAAUUGUAGACUCGAGUGCAUUAGUAAUAGUGAAUGUCCGAUGCAUCAAGCUUGUACAAACCGUAAAUGUACAGAUCCUUGCAGUGGGUCUUGUGGAUCGAAUACUGAGUGUCGUGUAGUGAGUCAUACUCCGAUUUGUGUUUGUAGAGCUGGUUUUAUGGGAGAUCCCUUCACACAGUGUAUCUUUGAAGAGCCUGUCGUAAUUGAAAAUCGAACAUCUUGCACACCAUCACCGUGCGGCUCUAAUGCUGUAUGUAGAGAACAAAAUGGCGCUGGAUCAUGUACUUGUUUACCAGAAUAUAUAGGAAAUCCCUAUGAAGGAUGUCGACCUGAGUGUACUGUCAAUUCUGACUGUCUAUCAAAUUUAGCUUGCAUACAAUCUAAAUGCCAAAAUCCAUGCCUCGGCGCUUGUGGACCAAAUGCUGAAUGUCAAGUUAUAAACCAUUCCCCAUCGUGCAACUGUAUUUCUGGCUAUACUGGAGAUCCUUUCCGUUAUUGCAGUCCAGCCAGAAUACCUGACCUGGCUGAUCAAAUAGAUCCAUGUAGUAGGUCCCCUUGUGGGCCGUACAGUCAAUGUAGAAAUUUAAAUGAGCAAGCUGUGUGUUCAUGUCUACCCAGCUUUAUAGGAAGCCCACCUGCAUGUCAACCCGAAUGUGUUGUGAGCACAGAAUGUUCAUUAGAUAAAUCGUGUAUUAAUCAGAAGUGUACAAAUCCAUGUCCAGCUUCUUGCGGUCUAAGUACAAACUGUAGAGUUAUUAACCACAGUCCUAUCUGUACUUGUAAAAAUGGAUACACAGGAGAUCCUUUGACUAGAUGUUUCUUGCUGCCAAAACCAAUAAAAGACCUAAUUGUACUUCAAAAUCCGUGUGUGCCUUCUCCGUGUGGAUCAUAUUCAGAAUGUCGUGACGUAAAUAAUUUGCCGGCUUGUUCGUGUGCCCCAUCAUACAUUGGGUCCCCACCUAACUGUAGACCUGAAUGUACGAUAAACUCAGACUGUCCAAGUAAUCAAGCUUGCUUAAAUGAAAAAUGUCGUGACCCAUGUCCAGGUUUAUGUGGACUUUCAGCUCGCUGUUCAGUUCUUAAUCAUGUUCCAUCCUGCACUUGCGUUGAAGGUUUUAGUGGGGAUCCUUUCGUAAACUGUUAUCCAAAACCACCACCACCAGAACCCAUCGACACGGAUCCUUGUAAUCCAUUCCCUUGUGGAGCAAACGCCUUAUGUAACGAAGGUAUUUGUAGCUGUCAGGCUGAAUAUACAGGAGAUCCCUAUAGUGGUUGCCGACCAGAAUGUGUUCUUAAUUCAGACUGCCCCCAAAACAGAGCUUGUGUAAGAAACAAAUGUAAAGAUCCAUGUUUUGGAACUUGUGGGUCUAAUGCACAAUGCAACGUGUACGACCAUGUUCCAAUGUGUAGUUGUCCACCAGGCAUGACAGGCAAUGCUUUUCUGUCCUGCUCUCCUCAAAAAGAUCAAAGACCAAUUGAUGCAUGUAAUCCAUCACCUUGUGGACCAAAUAGUAGAUGUAGACCUAUCAAUGGUCAAGCAGUAUGCACCUGUGUAUUAGGUUAUGUUGGAAGUCCUCCUUCAUGUAGACCAGAGUGUGUCGUUAGUUCAGAUUGUCCUAGAGAUAAAGCAUGCAGUAAUCAAAGAUGCAUUGAUCCUUGUGAAGGAACUUGUGGCUUGCGUGCAGAAUGUAAAGUUGUCAAUCAUAAUCCUUUCUGCAGCUGCCCUUCAGGACUCUCUGGUUCUCCGUUUACAAUAUGCGAAGCAAUAACUAUCAGACCAGUCAUAAAUACAUGUCAACCAUCUCCUUGUGGACCUAAUGCCCAAUGCAAUGUUGUGAACGAGGCACCUUCAUGUGCCUGUUUGUCAGGAUUUUUAGGUUCUCCACCCAACUGUAGACCCGAAUGUGUUAGUAAUAGCGAAUGUCCAAGUCAGCAAGCCUGCAUUAAUCAAAAGUGUAAAGAUCCUUGCUUAAGAUCAUGUGGUCCAAGCGCUGAAUGUCAAGUUGUGAGUCACUCUGUUAUGUGUAUAUGUCCCACUGGUUAUAGUGGUGAUCCAUUUAUGCAAUGCAUACUUCAACAACAAACUGCCAUCGAAAUUGUUAAUCCUUGCACACCAUCACCUUGCGGUACAAAUGCCAUUUGUAGAGAACAAGGCAAUGUCGGAUCAUGUUCAUGUUUGCCGAAUUAUUUGGGAAAUCCUUAUGAAGGAUGUCGUCCAGAAUGUACUAUCAGUUCUGACUGUCCUUCGAAUUUAGCUUGUAUUCGAUCAAAAUGUCAGAAUCCAUGCCCUGGAACUUGUGGUCAGAAUGCAGAUUGUUAUGUCACAAACCAUCUACCGCAGUGUGUCUGUCGCAUUGGAUACUCGGGAGAUCCAUUCCGUUUUUGUUCUCUUGCUUCGCCAGCUGUAAUACCUGAAGAUCCUAUAGACCCAUGCCGUCCCUCGCCUUGUGGUCCAAACAGUCUGUGUCAAAAUGUUAACGGGCAAGCUGUGUGUACAUGUCAACCCCAAUAUUCUGGAAGUCCACCUUCUUGUCGUCCAGAAUGUACAGGGAGUGCAGAAUGUCCAAUGGAUAGAGCAUGUAUAAACCAAAAAUGUGUAAAUCCAUGUCCCAGUCCGUGUGGAAGAAGUACUACUUGUAGAGUUAUAAAUCAUAGUCCCAUUUGUACAUGUCAAAACGAUUAUACUGGAGACCCAUUUGUUAGAUGUUUCCCUCUUCAAAAACCAGUAACAGCACCAACAGCACAAAAUCCAUGUAUUCCAUCCCCAUGUGGUCCAUUUUCGGAAUGUAGAGCGAUUGGAGAUGCGCCAUCUUGCUCUUGUUUACAAUCAUACAUCGGUAGUCCUCCAAACUGUAGGCCUGAGUGUAUAAUAAAUUCUGAUUGCCCUAGUAAUAGUGCUUGCAUUCGAGAAAAAUGCAGAGAUCCUUGUCCGGGAUCCUGCGGUACAUUCGCUCAGUGUUCAGUUAAUAAUCAUGUACCAAUUUGUACUUGUCCACAAGGCUAUACCGGCGAUCCAUUCACCAGCUGCGUCUUGCAACCAAUCACAUCUAUACAAGAAACAACUGUAGAUCCAUGUAGUCAAUCACCUUGUGGACCGAAUGCUAUUUGCGAUGACGGUUCUUGUACUUGCCAAGAAAACUUUUUCGGAGAUCCUUAUUCAGGCUGUCGACCGGAAUGUGUUCUGAAUACAGAUUGUCCUUCUCACAGAGCAUGCCUAAGAAACAAAUGUAUCGAUCCUUGUUCUGGCACGUGCGGUCAAAAUGCGUUAUGUAACGUCUACAAUCACAUACCCAUGUGCAGUUGUCCAGGCGGAAUGACAGGAAAUGCUUUUAUAGCAUGCUCGCCCUUGAGAGAUCUACCACCAAAGACUCAACCAUGUAACCCAUCACCUUGUGGCCCUAAUAGUCAAUGUCGGGAAAUAAACGGACAAGGAGUUUGCUCAUGUAUCUCUGGUUAUAUUGGAAGUCCUCCAACUUGCAGACCAGAAUGCAUUGUUAGCACUGAUUGUUCUCCUAUGGAAUCGUGCAUUAAUCAAAAAUGCAGUAAUCCAUGUAUUGGAUCCUGCGGCAUCUCAGCAAUUUGUCAAGUAGUAAAUCACAAUCCUAUUUGUAGUUGUUCUGAAAGAAUGACCGGCAAUCCAUUUAUCAGAUGUACACCUGCGCUGAGUGAACCACCACCAAGACAGAAUCCUUGUGAACCAUCACCAUGUGGUUUCAAUUCCCAGUGCAAAGUUGUCAACAACGCACCUUCGUGCUCUUGCCUCCCAGAAUUUAUUGGUGCACCACCUAAUUGCAAACCAGAAUGUAUAAGUAACGACGAGUGUUCAAAUCGCCAUGCUUGCAUCAAUAAAAAAUGCCAAGACCCAUGCGUAGGUUCUUGUGGAGCCAAUGCUGUAUGCAAUGUAAUCACCCACAUUCCAAUGUGUACGUGUGCCACUGGUUAUACAGGGGAUCCAUUCACUCAGUGUAACACUCAACAACCAAUACUAAUUUAUGCACCCCAGCCAUGUGUCCCAUCUCCAUGCGGUGCUAAUUCUGUGUGUAAAGAAAGAAAUGGUGCCGGUUCUUGCUCUUGCUUACCGGAUUACCUUGGAGAUCCUUAUGAAGGUUGUCGUCCUGAAUGUGUACUAAGUAGUGACUGUAUUCCAAGCAAAGCUUGUAUCAGAGCGAAGUGUCAAGAUCCUUGUCCUGGAACUUGUGGACAGAAUGCAGUUUGUCAAGUUAUUAACCAUUCUCCAACAUGCUCAUGCCUUCCUAGAUAUACAGGAGAUCCAUUCCGUUAUUGUAUUGAAGAAAGAGAGCAAGUCGUAGAUGUCAACCCCUGUCAACCUUCUCCAUGUGGACCAAACAGUAUAUGUCGACAAAAUAAUGGAAAUGCUGUUUGUUCGUGUCUUCCUCAAUUUAUCGGAUCCCCACCUGGAUGUCGACCAGAGUGUGUAGUUAAUUCUGAGUGUGCUCUUACACAAUCAUGUAUCAAUCAGAAAUGUGUCAACCCUUGCCCCGAUCCAUGUGGGAUGAAUACGGACUGCAAAGUAAUAAAUCACAGCCCGAUAUGCAGAUGUAAAUCUAGUUUUACCGGAGACCCCUUCACGUCUUGUUCGCUAGUACAGCGCCCAAUGGACACACAAAUAGCAAUUCCCACAAACCCUUGCCUUCCAUCACCUUGCGGACCUAACUCUCUUUGUCGUGAAAGCGGCGGUAAUCCAUCAUGCUCAUGUGCAUCAAACUAUAUUGGAAUACCGCCAAACUGUAGACCCGAAUGUACUAUUAACGCGGAAUGUCCAUUAAAUCUUUCUUGUAUCCGUGAGAAAUGUAUGGACCCAUGUCCUGGAUCAUGUGGAAUAGGAGCAAUUUGCAAUGUUGUUAAUCACGCUGCCACUUGUGUUUGUCCGGAAGGAUUUACUGGAGAUGCAUUUACAAUUUGUUUAUCCAGGCCAGCAAUAAUUGAGGAACGUCCUACCAAUGACCCUUGCAAUCCUUCACCCUGUGGUCCAAAUGCUAUUUGUCAAGAAGGCGUUUGCUCUUGCUUAUUUGAAUAUAGAGGGGAUCCAUACAGUGGUUGUCGACCUGAAUGUGUUGCUAACGAUGACUGUUCACGAGAUAAAGCUUGUAUCCGAAUGAAAUGCGCUGACCCUUGUGUAGGAACUUGUGGACAAAAUGCGCAAUGUGUAACAAUAAAUCAUUUACCAUCAUGCACUUGCCCUCCAGGAACUGAAGGAAAUGCCUUCACUGCUUGCACUCCACGUCGAGAUGAACCUAUAACAAAACCAUGCUCUCCUUCACCUUGUGGACCAAAUAGUCACUGUCAAGCCAUUAAUGGGAUUUCAGUGUGCAAAUGCAUAGACGGUUAUAGCGGAAGUCCACCUGCAUGUCGCCCAGAAUGUGUUGUGUCUUCUGACUGUUCACCAGCAACUGCAUGUGUCAAUCAGAAAUGCAUUAAUCCUUGCUUAGGCUCUUGCGGCUUGAAUGCUGAGUGUACGGUCAUAAGUCACAACCCAAUUUGCAGUUGUCGUCAAGGCUUGACUGGAAAUCCAUUCCAGGCGUGUGUAACAUCGCCACCCAUAAGUGAGAUUAUAGUUAGACCAACUGACCCAUGUAUCCCAUCACCUUGUGGUCCGCAAUCGGAAUGUCAAGUUAAGAAUGGAUUGCCCUCUUGUGCUAAUAUACCACAAUCAUUAGGAUCGCCUGAAUGUGUUAGCAAUGGUGAAUGCAGCUCCAACCAAGCUUGUAUCAAUAGAAAAUGUACAGAUCCUUGUACAGGAUCUUGUGGAUCAAAUACUGAGUGUCGAGUUUUUAGUCAUACGCCAAUGUGCGUGUGUAGUUCAGAAUAUACAGGAGAUCCUUUCACACGCUGUACACCCAUUCUCUAUGGAGAAAGUAGACCCUGUUCACCUACUCCAUGUGGUGCAAAUGCGAUAUGUAGAGAAUCAGGAGGGGCAGGGUCUUGUUCUUGUUUAUCAGAUUAUAUUGGGAAUCCCUAUGAAGGUUGCAGACCACAAUGUAUUAUAGACUCUGAUUGUUCAGCAAAUCUUGCAUGUACAAGAUCCAAAUGUCAAGAUCCUUGUCCAGGAACAUGUGGACAAAAUGCUCUUUGCCAAGUUGUCAAUCAUUCACCAGUGUGUACAUGUUUGCAAGGGUUUGUCGGCGAUCCAUUUCGAUUCUGUACUCCGAUGCUUGAAUCUCCAAUGGUGAAACCAAGCAACCCUUGUAAUCCGUCCCCUUGCGGGCCGUAUAGCGAAUGUCGCAUUAAUAACGGCCAAUCAGUUUGCUCAUGUCUUCCAACAUAUAUUGGCAGUCCGCCUCUUUGUCGUCCAGAAUGUGUCGUUAAUGCAGACUGUCCUACGAGACGUGCCUGUGUCAAUCAAAAAUGUAUGGACCCAUGCCCAGACCCAUGUGGGGAAAAUGCUCUUUGUAAAGUGAUUAACCAUAGCCCUAUUUGUUUCUGUAAAAACGGCUUUAUAGGAGAUCCAUUUACAAGAUGUUUCUUUAUGGAUGAACCUGUAAAAGCACCAGUACAAAAUAGAGAUCCAUGUAUUCCAUCACCAUGUGGCACUAACGCAUUAUGUCAACGUGUUGGAGAUACACCGGCAUGUUCAUGUUUAUCAAAUUAUUUCGGAAGUCCACCUAACUGCGGGCCAGAAUGUGCAGUAAAUUCAGACUGUCCUAGCAACAAAGCUUGCAUGCAAGAAAGAUGCAAAGAUCCUUGUCCAGGAUCUUGUGGAUUUGGUGCCGAAUGCUCAGUUUUGAAUCACGUACCGAACUGUAGAUGUCGUGAAGGGUUCACUGGUGAUCCCUUCAGCCAGUGUAGUUUAAUACCAUUACAAAACGAACCAGUGAUUCAACAAAACCCGUGUGUUCCAUUCCCUUGUGGAGCUAAUGCAAAUUGUGAGAAUGGAGUUUGUACCUGUUUUCCAGAGUAUUUUGGUAAUCCAAUUACAGGAUGUAGACCAGAAUGUCUUCUUAAUACAGACUGUUCUCGAGACCGAGCAUGUAUUCGUAACAAGUGUGAAGAUCCUUGUCCAGGAACUUGCGCUUCCAAUGCUGAAUGCAAUGUCAUUAAUCAUAUUCCAAUGUGUAGCUGUCCAUCAGGCUUUCAAGGAAAUGCUUUUGUUCAGUGUAAUUCUGUACCAGUGCAACUAGUGUCCCCAUGUGAUCCAUCGCCUUGCGGUCCAAACAGUCUUUGUCGUGCAAAUAACGGCCAAGCAGUAUGCACUUGCAUUUCUGGAUACCUGGGUAGUCCACCAAUUUGUAGGCCAGAAUGUGCUGUGAAUUCAGAUUGUUCUUUAGACCGAGCUUGCAUUAAUCAGAAGUGCCGAAACCCAUGCACAGGUGCAUGUGGCUUAAGGGCACAGUGUAGAAUAAUAAAUCACAAUCCAGUAUGUCAGUGUCCAGCAGAGUUUAUUGGAGAUCCAUUUGUUCGCUGCAUGCCAAGGCCGCAAGAAAUUGUUUCAACAAAUCCGUGUCAACCGUCCCCAUGUGGACCGAAUGCGCAGUGUCAAGUUGUUAACGAUUUAUCAUCCUGCUCUUGUCUACCCAACUUUAUUAGUUCACCUCCAAACUGCCGGCCUGAAUGCAUUAGCAAUAGUGAAUGUCCCACUGAUCAAGCAUGUAUGAAUCAAAGAUGUAAAGAUCCUUGUCCUGGCUCUUGUGGAUCCAAUGCCCAGUGUCGUACAGUGAGUCACACGCCAAUGUGCUUUUGCCCUGAUGGACUCACAGGAGAUCCUUUCACACAAUGCUCUGCUCCACUUUACCUCCAAUCAGAGGAAAAACCUACUCCCUGUACACCAUCGCCUUGCGGUUCUAAUGCUGUAUGUAAUGAAAAUAAUGGUGCAGGUUCUUGUACUUGCAUUUCAAACUAUUUUGGAAAUCCUUAUGAAGGAUGUAGACCUGAGUGUGUGAUUAACUCUGAUUGUGCAUUAAAUCGCGCUUGUGUAAAUUCCAAAUGCAUUGAUCCAUGUCCUGGAACGUGCGGCACGAAUGCUGAAUGUCAUGUUGCUAACCAUCUUGCAACUUGUUCUUGUAUCCCCUCUUAUGCAGGAAAUCCGUACAGUUACUGCCUUUUAAAUUCACCUGUUGAAAUAGAUAACACUGAUCCAUGCGCCGUUGCAUUCUGUGGACCCAAUAGUCAAUGCAGAGUUGUUAAUCAGAUAGCUGUCUGCUCUUGUCUUCCUGAGUUUAAUGGAAGUCCACCUGAUUGUAGGCCAGAAUGCGUCAGUAGUUCAGAGUGCCCUUCAGAUGAAGCAUGCAUGAACCAAAAAUGUGUAAAUCCUUGUCCAGCCUCAUGUGGACAAAAUUCUCUCUGUAGAGUAAUCAAUCAUGCUCCUCAUUGUAACUGUAUGCCAGGAUUCACGGGAGAUCCAUUCUCCAUAUGUUUCCCUGCACCUACUAUUCCUGCUGUUGCAAACAAUUAUCCGACCGACCCAUGCAUUCCGAAUCCGUGUGGACCUUAUUCUGAGUGUCAAAAUACAGGUGGCACUUCUUCUUGUAUCUGCCUUCAAAAUUACAGUGGAUCUCCUCCAAACUGUCGACCAGAAUGUACUAUAAAUCCGGAAUGUAGAAGUAAUCAAGCAUGCAUUCGACAAAAGUGCGCAGAUCCCUGCCCCGGAUCUUGCGGAAUUUUAGCUCAAUGUAAUGUUAUCAAUCACACUCCCAUUUGUCUGUGUCCAGUAGGAUAUACCGGAAAUGCUUUCGAACAAUGUUUCCCGAAACCUGUAGAAGAACCACUUGAUCUCGAAACAAAUCCAUGCAUUCCAUCACCAUGUGGAACAAAUGCUCGAUGUGAUAAUGGUCUAUGCACUUGCUUAGCUGAAUAUAAAGGAGAUCCCUACAUCGGUUGUCGUCCAGAAUGUGUAAUGAACACCGACUGUCAGUUGCAACAAGCUUGUGUCCGAAACAAAUGCAUUGACCCGUGUCUUGGAACAUGUGGACAAAAUGCUCUCUGUACUGCUUUUAAUCAUGUUCCAAUGUGUUCCUGCCCAUCGGGAAUGACGGGAAAUGCUUUUGUUUUAUGCUUACCAAUGCAGGCUCCAUCCAACGAUGAUCCUUGUAAUCCAUCUCCAUGUGGACCAAACAGUCAAUGUAGACAGAACAAUUUCCAAGCAGUUUGCUCAUGUAUUUCUGGAUUUAUUGGUGCACCACCGUCUUGCCGUCCAGAAUGUGUAAUAAGUUCUGAUUGUCCUCAACAUGAGGCGUGUAGCAAUCAAAAGUGUAGUGACCCUUGCCCUGGUACUUGUGGUAUUGGGGCUGAAUGCAGAGUUAUUAAUCACAAUCCUGUAUGCAGUUGUCCACUAAGAAUGACUGGAAAUCCUUUUGUUCAAUGUCUAUCUAUUCCCUCAACACCUCCACCUUUUGUGAAUCCAUGCCAACCUUCGCCUUGCGGACCAAAUUCACAGUGUCAAGUUACCAAUGAUGCACCCUCGUGCUCUUGCUUAUCAGAAUUUGUUGGGUCUCCUCCCAAUUGUCGUCCCGAAUGUAUCGGUAACAGUGAAUGUGCUAGUCAACUAGUUUGUAUUAAUAAAAAGUGUAAAAAUCCUUGUCCAGCAUCUUGUGGCGCAAAUGCAAGAUGUCACGUUGUUAGUCACACCCCAAUGUGUGUUUGUCCAGCGGGUUAUACUGGAGACGCGUUUACUGAAUGUGUCUUGCAACAAUUUAUUACACCAAUUGAGACAAUAAAUCCAUGUACUCCAUCACCUUGUGGUUCGAAUGCCGUUUGCAGGGUUCAGCAAAAUGCUGGAUCCUGUAGCUGUUUGCCAGAUUACAUAGGAAAUCCCUACGAAGGAUGUCGACCUGAAUGUGUUUUAAAUUCUGACUGUCCAUCGAAUCUUGCAUGUAUUGGAUCCAAAUGUAAAGACCCUUGUCCAGGAACUUGUGGUCAAAACGCAAAUUGCUAUGUCUUAAAUCAUGUACCCACAUGUCUCUGUCUUGAAAGAUACACAGGAAAUCCGUUUGUUCACUGCCAACCUUUCUCAUCAAUACAAUCAGAAUCAGAAAUCAGUUACCCGUGCCAAACAUGUGGACCCUACAGUCAGUGCCGGGUUAUAAAUGAACAGUCCGUGUGUUCUUGUUUACCAACCUACAUAGGAAGUCCGCCAAGUUGUAGACCAGAAUGCACCGUCAGCGCCGAAUGUCCGUUAAAUCGGGCAUGUGUAAACCAAAAAUGCGUUGACCCUUGUAUUAAUACAUGUGGUGAAAAUUCAAUCUGCAGAGUUUUAAGUCAUAGUCCAUUUUGUACCUGUAAACCGGGUUUCACAGGCGAGCCAUUUUCUCGUUGUUUCCCAUUACCAAUUAUGCCGCCAGUUUCGGAUGUUCCAAGAGACCCAUGUUACCCAUCUCCAUGUGGACCAUUUUCGCAAUGUCAGAAUGUAAACGGAAUACCUUCUUGCUCGUGUCGACCUACAUAUAUGGGAAGCCCACCCACUUGUCGGCCAGAAUGCACAAUUAAUUCAGAUUGCCCUAGCACUAGAGCCUGUAUUAAUGAGCGUUGCCAAGAUCCGUGCUUGGGAUCGUGUGGAUUGAAUGCUGUUUGCAAUGUAUUCAAUCACGUCCCUAGUUGUAAUUGUAUGCAAAAUUAUGCAGGAGAUCCGUUUACAGGCUGCACUUAUCAAUCACCAACUCCCAGUCCAAUUGAAACUGAUCCAUGCAAUCCAUCUCCCUGUGGAGUUAAUACGAGAUGUGAUAACGGAGUAUGCUAUUGUUUACCGGAAUACUUUGGUAAUCCUAACGCAGGUUGUAGACCAGAAUGUGUCUUAAACACGGAUUGUUCAAGUAAUCAAGCAUGUAUCCGCAACAAAUGUGUGGAUCCAUGUGCGAAUGCUUGUGGACAAGGUGCUCUCUGUGAAGUUUUCAAUCACAUCCCUAUGUGCUCCUGUCCAUCAGGAACGACCGGUAGUGCUCUAAUCUCGUGCCAAAUAUUUAAAGCCCCACUUUCUACAAGACCCUGCAGCCCUUCACCAUGCGGGCCGAAUAGUAUUUGUCGGGAGGUAAACGAUCAGGCUGUAUGCACAUGUGCCCCUCAAUACCUUGGAAGUCCACCACUAUGUAGACCCGAGUGCAUCGGCAGUUCCGACUGUCCGAGAAAUGAAGCUUGUACCAACCAAAAAUGUAUAAAUCCCUGUGCUGGAACAUGCGGAUUGCAAGCGAGAUGUCAAGUUAUUAAUCACAAUCCGAUAUGCUCAUGCCCUGAAAGAUACACAGGAAACCCGUUUACCAGAUGCAUUAUACAACAAGAACCACCCGCACCGCCCCAAAAUCCUUGUCAACCGUCGCCUUGUGGGUCUUACUCGACUUGCCAAGUUAUCAAUAAUGCACCAUCUUGUGCAUGCGAACCACAAUAUAUUGGAUCUCCACCAAACUGUAGACCUGAAUGUAUCAGUAACUCGGAAUGUCCUAGCCAUCAAGCAUGCGUUAAUGAAAAAUGUAAAGAUCCUUGCCCAGGAUCUUGCGGAGCAAAUGCAGAAUGUCGAGUUGUGAGCCAUACACCGAAUUGCAUGUGCAUCAGUCCAUUUAGCGGAGACCCAUUUACACAAUGUGUAUUAUUACCAACUGAUCGCCCUAACGAACUGCCCGUUUCUCCCUGCAUGCCCUCUCCAUGUGGAGCAAAUGCAGUGUGCAAAGAAUUAAAUAAUGCAGGAUCAUGCACAUGUCUUCCUGACUACAAAGGGAACCCAUACGAAGGUUGUAGGCCAGAAUGUAUAAUCAGUUCUGACUGUCCAUCCUACCAAGGAUGCUUACAGUCGAAAUGUAGAGAUCCCUGCCCUGGUGCAUGUGCACAAAAUGCCGAAUGUACAGUCAUUAAUCAUUUACCUAUGUGUACCUGCCGUGCAGGAUUCACCGGCGAUCCAUUCAUUUUCUGUUCCAUAAAUCCAAUCAUCUCAGAACCAACCGAUGUUUGUAACCCAUCUCCCUGCGGACCGAACAGCCAAUGUAGAGAAGUAAAUGACCAAGCAGUUUGCACUUGCCAACCAAAUUAUAUCGGAAGUCCACCUGGAUGUAGGCCCGAAUGUAUUGUUAGUGCAGAGUGUCCAUCACAGCUAGCAUGUAUCAACCAAAAAUGCGUUAAUCCAUGCCCAACUCCUUGUGGAAUUGGUACUCAAUGUGUUGUUGUUAACCACAGUCCCAUUUGUUCUUGCCGAUCAGGAUAUAGUGGAGAUCCUUUCACUAGAUGUACACCUAUUCCACCUCCCUUAGACGUCCAGACAAUUAAGUCAGAACCUUGUGUUCCAUCUCCAUGUGGUAGCUUCUCCCAAUGCCGAGACAUUGGAGGAGUUCCUGCCUGCACGUGUUUACAAAAUUAUAUUGGCCAACCACCUAACUGUAGACCGGAAUGUACCAUAAAUUCAGAAUGCCCUAGCAGUAUGGCUUGUAUCAAUGAAAAAUGUAGGGAUCCUUGUCCUGGUUCUUGUGGUUUCGGUGCCAGAUGUAUGACAACAAAUCACAUACCAGUAUGCAACUGUCCCGAUGGGUACACAGGAAAUCCGUUCGACAGUUGCAAUUUACAAGAAAUAUCAUAUGAACCAAAACCAAUCCAAGAUAGAUGCAACCCAUCUCCAUGUGGGGCCAAUGCCCAAUGCAACAACGGCGAAUGCACAUGUUUGUUAGAAUUCCAGGGAAAUCCAUACGCCGGUUGUCGCCCUGAAUGUGUCCUUAAUUCAGAUUGUAACAGAGAUAAGGCUUGUUUACGAAAUAAGUGUGAAAAUCCAUGUCUUGGAGCAUGUGCUAAUAACGCAAUCUGUAAUGUAAUUAAUCACGUACCUAUGUGUAGUUGUCCACAAAACAUGUCUGGAAACCCAUUCAGUCAAUGUUUCCCUGUACAAGAGGAACCGCCGGUUAAUCCAUGUAGCCCAUCACCUUGCGGGUCAAACAGUGAAUGCCGUGUAGUCAAUGGUCACGCUGUAUGUACAUGUAUAACAGGCUACAUUGGAAGUCCACCAACAUGUAGACCAGAGUGCAUAGUUAGCACUGAUUGCCCUCAGAAUGAAGCUUGUUCCAAUCAAAAGUGUGUAGACCCUUGUCCGGGAACUUGUGGCGUGAAAGCUAAAUGCGAAGUGGUCAAUCAUAGUCCAAUUUGCAGUUGUCCAAUAAGAUUUACGGGCGAUCCAUUCAUUAGAUGCACGCCAAUGCUCGAUGAACCGGAGAGAGUGAAUCCCUGUCAACCGUCACCUUGCGGACCGAUUUCGCAGUGCCAAGUUCUAAAUAAUUCACCUUCUUGCUCUUGCUUGAGUGAAUUUAUUGGGAUACCACCAAAUUGUAGACCGGAAUGUGUUAGUAAUAGUGAAUGUUCUAGUCAAUUAGCAUGCAUCAAUCAAAAGUGCAGAAACCCUUGCACCGAUUCAUGUGGUGCAAAUGCAGAGUGUCACGUUGUAAGUCAUACUGCAAUGUGCACUUGUGCAACUGGGUACACUGGUGAUCCAUUCACCCAGUGCGUCUACAAAGACACUUCUGUUACUCCACCCACGAGACCAUGCGUUCCUUCUCCUUGUGGGUCAAAUGCCAUAUGCACAGAGCUCAAUGAAGCUGGAUCUUGCAGCUGUAUUUCAAAUUACAUUGGUAAUCCAUAUGAGGGAUGCCGACCAGAGUGUGUUUUAAAUUCUGAUUGUCCCUCAAAUCAAGCUUGUGUCAACUCAAGGUGUAAAGAUCCUUGCCCUGGUACUUGUGGAACAAACGCGGAAUGUCUAGUCAUUAACCAUCUACCUACGUGUUCAUGUUAUCCGCAGUACACAGGAGAUCCUUUCAAUUACUGUAGAAUCGUACCUCCAGUAACUGAUACUCCACGUCAACCAUGUAUUCCAUCCCCUUGUGGGCCUAAUAGUCAAUGUCGAGAAAUAAAUGGGCAGGCUACCUGUUCAUGUUUACCGGAAUUCCUUGGUCAGCCGCCAGGAUGUCGCCCAGAAUGUACCAUAAACUCUGAGUGCAGCUCGACCAAAGCUUGCAUUAAUAGAAAAUGCACUGAUCCUUGUCCUGGGACUUGCGGCCUCAGUGCCCGAUGUGAAACGAUUAAUCACAGUCCCAUAUGUUCAUGCCCAGGAGCGUACACUGGUGAUCCAUUCGUAAAUUGCUUCCCAAGUCCACUUGAAAACCCACAACUGCCGCCUAGUCAAACCGUGAAUCCGUGUGUACCAUCUCCUUGCGGUCCAAAUUCAGAGUGUCGUAGCAUUAAUGACCAAGCAUCAUGUGCUUGCUCAGCUAAUUAUAUAGGAAGGCCACCGAACUGCAGACCAGAAUGUACGAUUAACUCUGAUUGUCCAAGCAAUGAGGCUUGUUUUCAACUGAAGUGUAGAGACCCAUGUCCUGGAGCAUGUGGUUUAGGAGCUGAAUGUAAUGUUGUUAAUCACACGCCAAAUUGUGCUUGCCUAGCUUCUUAUACUGGAAAUCCAUUUACUAGAUGUACUCCUAUGAUACAAGCUUCCGAGUCACCAAGACCAGUCAGUCCUUGUGAUAAUUGUGGCGCAAACACACAAUGUGUGAAUGAUGUCUGCACAUGUUUACCUGAAUUUAGAGGAGAUCCAUAUGCAGGCUGUCGACCGGAAUGUGUCAUGAACUCUGAUUGUCUAAAAUCACAGGCUUGCAUAAGAAACAAAUGCAUAGAUCCGUGCCUUGACACUUGUGGAAAUAAUGCUUUAUGCUCAGUUGUUAAUCACGUACCCAUAUGUACUUGUCCAAGAGGAAUGGCUGGCAAUGCAUUUGUUGCUUGUUCUCCUGUAGAAGUUCCCACGAUACAAGACCCUUGCAAUCCAUCCCCUUGUGGACCAAACAGUCAAUGCCGAAAGAUAAAUGAGCAAGCGGUGUGCUCUUGCGUGCCAGAAUAUUUGGGUGUCCCACCCAAUUGCAGACCUGAAUGUACAAUUAGUUCGGACUGUCGCUCCGACAUGGCUUGUAGCAAUCAAAAAUGCAUAGAUCCAUGUCCUGGAACAUGUGGUAUAAGAUCCCAUUGCUCUGUUACAAAUCACAAUCCAAUUUGUACUUGUCAAGGAGAACUCACAGGUGAUCCAUUUGUCGCAUGCUUUCCUCGACCAACACCAAUAGUAUCUCCAACCAAUCCGUGUGAAUUGUCGCCAUGUGGUCCUAACGCUCGAUGCGAGGUACUCAAUAAUUUACCCUCUUGCACAUGCUUACCCGAGUUUUCUGGAUCCCCACCAAAUUGUAGACCAGAAUGUAUCAGCAAUAGCGAAUGUGACACUCAACUAGCUUGCAUAAACAGAAAAUGCCGAAAUCCAUGCCCUGGUUCUUGCGGCUCAAAUACAGAAUGCAGAGUCGUUAGUCAUACACCAAUGUGCGUUUGUGUGCCAGGAUAUAGCGGAGAUCCUUUCACUCAAUGUACUUUAAGACCAUUGGAGAUACCUCAAGAGAGACCCACCCCAUGUGUGCCGUCGCCUUGCGGCUCUAACGCAGUUUGUAGAGAAUUGAACGGAGCAGGAUCAUGUUCCUGCUUGUCUGAUUAUAUUGGCAAUCCUUAUGAAGGAUGUAGGCCAGAAUGUACCAUUAACUCGGAUUGUACCUCAGAUAGAGCGUGUAUUCGUUCAAAAUGUCAGAACCCUUGUCCAGGAACAUGCGGUCAAAAUGCUGUUUGUCAAGUAUUAAAUCAUCUCCCAGUUUGCAUGUGCCAAUUCGGCUAUUCCGGCAAUCCAUUCAGUUUUUGCACCCCAAUACAGGAAUCUCCUACAUUUAACGAUGUUUGCAAUCCAUCUCCCUGUGGACCCAAUUCCCAAUGCCGGGACUCAAACGGACAAGCCGUUUGUUCCUGUAUGCCUACGUUUAUCGGAAGUCCGCCUGCAUGCAGGCCAGAAUGUACUGUCAGUACAGAAUGUCCUACGAAUCAAGCUUGCAUCAACAGAAAAUGUAGUGACCCUUGUCCUGGAAUCUGCGGACUCAAUUCUCAGUGUAUUGUUAACAAUCACAGCCCAAUUUGUAGCUGCAAAGCUGGCUUAACUGGAGAUCCUUUCAUAUCAUGCUUCGAAAUGCCUCCUUUACAAGAACCUCCUCCGGUGGUUAAUCCUUGUGUUCCAUCACCAUGUGGACCAUUUUCUAUAUGCCGAGAUAUUGGAGGUCUAUCAGCAUGUUCUUGUACAAAUGGCUAUACCGGAUCCCCACCAAAUUGCCGUCCCGAAUGCACAAUUAAUUCUGAAUGUACAAGCAAUAUGGCAUGUUUAAGACAGAAAUGCGCAGAUCCUUGUCCAGGAUCAUGUGGUGUUAAUGCUUAUUGUGCGGUAUUGAAUCACAUACCCAGCUGCACGUGUCCAGAAGGUUAUUCUGGAGAUCCAUUUAGAAGUUGCUCUCCUGUACUGCCUGUAGAGAGGCCGAAACCAAAUGAUCUUUGUAAUCCUACACCAUGUGGACCAAAUGCUAUAUGCCGAGAUGGUACUUGUUCGUGUUUGCCUGAAUAUUUUGGUGAUCCAUACCUAUCGUGCCGGCCAGAAUGCGUUCAAAGCACAGAUUGCGCAUCGAGUAAAGCGUGCAUUCGAAAUAAGUGUGUUGAUCCUUGUCCUGGAGUUUGUGGUCAAAAAGCCGUUUGUAAUGUUUUCAACCACAUACCAAUAUGUUCUUGUCCGGAAGGAAUGACUGGAAACGCGUUUAUCACUUGUUCCCCUGUAGACCAAAAUGUUGUUAAAAGUCCAUGCAAUCCAUCACCAUGCGGACCUAAUAGUAGAUGCCAACCAGUUAACGGACAACCAGUAUGCUCAUGUGUAGAGGGAUAUACCGGCAGUCCUCCCGGUUGUCGGCCAGAGUGCAUAAUUAAUUCUGAUUGCGCGCUCAAUCAGGCAUGUAUUAAUCAAAAAUGCAGAGAUCCUUGUCCUGGAACUUGCGGAAUAUAUGCUCAGUGUCAAGUCAUAAAUCACAAUCCAAUCUGUAGUUGUCCUCCAAUAUUUACUGGUGAUCCGUUUGUAAGAUGCAUCCCAAGACCGGAUGGACCAAUUGAGAGACCAAAUCCGUGCAUACCAAACCCAUGUGGUCCAAGCUCAGAAUGUAAAGUAAUCAAUGACGCGUCAUCUUGCGCUUGCCUUGCUGAAUUUAUUGGAUCGCCUCCUAACUGCAGACCUGAAUGUGUCAGUAACAGCGAAUGUGAUACUCGAUUAGCUUGCAUUAAUCAGAAGUGUAGAGAUCCUUGUGUAGGUUCGUGUGGCACUAAUGCAGAGUGCAAUGUUAUGAAUCACGUGCCCAUGUGCUCUUGUAGUCCCGGAUUUACUGGAGAUGCAUUUGUUCAGUGUACUAUACAACAAUCCGAACCACAAGUUCCACCUCAACCUUGUAUUCCUUCACCGUGUGGACCAAAUGCAAUGUGUAAAGAACAAAAUGGUAUUGGCUCAUGUUCAUGUUUAGCUGAAUAUAUUGGCAAUCCUUACGAAGGAUGUCGUCCAGAAUGUAGCAUAAAUUCAGAUUGUCCUGCAAACUUAGCAUGUAUUCGAUCAAAAUGCCAGAACCCUUGCCUGGGAAUGUGCCCUGGAAGAAAUACUCAUUGUCAAGUGGUAUCACAUCUACCAAUUUGUAGUUGUCUUCCCGGUACUACUGGAGACCCAUUUGUCCUUUGCAGUUACGUGGUAGAUGAACUCCCAGUUAGUCCUUGCGAACCUUCACCCUGUGGACCUAAUAGUGAAUGUAGAGAAAAUCAAGGGCAAGCAAUUUGUACCUGCUCGCGAGAAUUCUUCGGAAGCCCACCAAAUUGUAAACCAGAAUGUCUUGUAAGCGCCGAAUGCAGCCCUCGUCAAGCUUGUAUCAAUCAAAAAUGUAGUGAUCCGUGUCCUGGUCUUUGUGGAAUCGCAGCAGAAUGUAGAGUUAUAAAUCACAGUCCAAUUUGUAGAUGCUCAGAGGGGCAAACAGGUGACCCAUUCAUUCGAUGUUUCUCUGCACAAGUUACGGAUGCAAAAGACCAAGAACCUAGAGACCCAUGCUUACCCUCACCUUGUGGACCAAACGCAAUAUGUAGAAAUGUUGGAAAUACAGCAGCGUGCGCUUGUAUAGACAGUUACAUUGGUGUACCUCCAAACUGUCGACCAGAAUGUUCCAUAAAUUCAGACUGCACACACGAUAAAGCUUGUAUAAGAGAAAAAUGCAGAGAUCCUUGUCCAGGAUCUUGUGGUUUUGGGGCUCGUUGUGCAGUUGUGAAUCACACACCUGGUUGUACUUGUCCUGAAGGUUUUACUGGUGAUCCUUUCACCAAUUGUUCCCCUAUACUUCAACUAGCACCGGAAUCACCUCGCGAUCCUUGUAACCCAUCACCUUGUGGUGCAAAUGCACAAUGCAACAAUGGAUUAUGCACAUGUCUAAACGAGUAUUCUGGAGAUCCCUACUCAGUUUGUAGACCUGAGUGUGUCGUAAAUCCAGACUGUCCUCGUAACAGAGCAUGCAUCCGCAAUAAAUGCGUUGAUCCUUGUGCAGGCUCAUGUGGCUUAAAUGCAGAGUGUGUUGUUGUAAACCAUUUACCAAUGUGUAGUUGUCCAAGAAGUAUGUCCGGAAAUGCAUUCGUUUUAUGUUCACCAAUAGCAGAAGUAGUAAAUACUCAACCCUGCAAUCCAUCACCAUGUGGGCCAAACAGUCACUGUCGGCAAUCUAACGGCCAGGCUGUUUGUAGUUGUAUUCCCGGUUAUAAUGGAGUACCUCCUUCAUGUAGACCUGAGUGCGUGGUGAAUUCAGAUUGUGCUAGAAACAGAGCCUGCGUUAAUCUCAAGUGUAUUGAUCCUUGCAUUGGUUCUUGUGGUUUUGCUGCUCUUUGUGCAGUUAUUAAUCACAAUCCUGUUUGUUCUUGUCCGCUACGGUAUACUGGAAAUCCAUUUGAGCAAUGCUACACGCAACCUCUUGCAUUACCUCCUUCUACACCAAGCAGUGCUUGUGAACCGAAUCCUUGUGGUCCAAAUUCAAUCUGCCGUGAAAACAAUCAAUCUCCUUCUUGCUCUUGCUUGCCUGAUUUCCUUGGAGCUCCGCCAAGUUGUAGACCCGAAUGUAUUAGCAAUAGUGAAUGUCCAAAUCAUUUAGCUUGUAUAAACAGGAAAUGUGCAGACCCAUGUCCCGGAAUUUGCAACGUAAAUGCUGAAUGCAAAACUAUUAGUCAUGUAGCUAUGUGCACAUGUAAAACUGGAUUUAGUGGCGACCCAUUUAUACAGUGUAUUCCGGAAAAACCAUUUACUCCUGAAUCAGGUGUGGUUAGUGCAUGUCAAAGAUAUCCAUGUGGCACAAAUGCAGUAUGUCGCGAAUCUGCGGGAUCGAGUACUUGCACCUGUUUACCCGAUUAUUAUGGAAACCCAUAUGAAGGUUGUAGACCUGAAUGUCUCAUUAACUCAGACUGUCCAUUCGACAGAACUUGUAUUCGUAACAAAUGUGAAGAUUCUUGUCCGGGCAGCUGCGGACAAAACACUAUGUGCCAAGUCAUUAAUCACUCGCCAGAUUGUCAAUGUAUUCCUGGUUAUAGCGGUAAUCCAUACCAAUACUGCACUAUGACCUGGGAAAAACCAAUAGUAGAAACAAGUGAUCCAUGCAAUCCAUCACCAUGUGGUCCUAACAGUCAGUGCCGUAAUAGCAACGGCCAGGCAAUUUGUUCGUGUUUGCCUACGUUUAUGGGCAUUCCACCAGGUUGUAGACCAGAAUGUACAGUAAGCUCGGAAUGUCCUGUGAACCGCGCUUGUGUGAAUCAAAAAUGCGUUGACCCAUGUGAAGGAAUAUGUGGCAUUGAUGCACAAUGCAGGACAGUAUAUCAUAGUCCUAUUUGUAGUUGCAACCCUGGACAAACUGGUGAUCCCUUUGUUCGGUGUAUCGAUGUAGUUUCUUUAGAUCCAUCGAUAGUUCCCGCAAAUCCUUGUGUUCCUUCACCUUGUGGACCAUUUUCCAUAUGUAUGGAUAGAGGAGGUUAUCCAUCAUGUUCGUGUUCGGACAACUAUAUAGGAUCGCCACCCAACUGUCGACCUGAAUGUACAAUAAAUUCGGAAUGUAUUAGCAAUAAGGCCUGUAUCGGCGAAAGAUGUAAAGACCCUUGCCCAGGUUCCUGCGGCUUCAAUGCCAUUUGCCAAGUAGUUAACCAUACUCCAAUGUGCACAUGCCCAGAAAAAUACACUGGAGAUCCUUUCAAUAAUUGUUUCCCCGAACCACAAAUACCACAAAAACCGCCAAUACGAGAUAAGUGCAAUCCUAACCCGUGCGGACCAAAUGCCCAAUGUCGAGAUGGCAUUUGUACCUGUCUACCUGAAUAUAGAGGAGAUCCCUACUUUAGUUGCCGCCCGGAAUGUGUUCAAAACUCUGAUUGCCCACAAAACAAAGCUUGCAUUAACAACAAAUGUGCAGACCCUUGUCCUGGAGUCUGUGGGCAAAAUGCAGAUUGCCAAGUAAUUAAUCAUAUCCUGACUUGUAGCUGCAUUCCAAAUUAUGAAGGUGAUCCGUUCACUGCCUGCCAACUUAUUAAGAAACGCACCAACCCCUGCAAUCCUUCACCCUGUGGACCCUACAGUAUAUGUCGAGAAUUUGGCGACCAAACCUCCUGCUCAUGUAUAAGUGGCUAUUUCGGUACCCCACCGAGCUGCAGACCUGAGUGUAUUGCUAGCUCUGAUUGUCCACAAAACAAAGCCUGCAUUAAAGAAAAGUGUGAAAACCCAUGCACAAAUGCCUGCGGGCAAAAUAGUUUGUGCAACGUGCGAAAUCAUAAUCCCAUUUGCACAUGUCCCCCACGUUACACAGGUGAUCCUUUCGUCAACUGCUUCCCCAUGACAACCCCUGAAGACCAAUGCAACCCCUCACCAUGUGGACCAAAUACCCAAUGUACGCCCUCCACUGGCAAAACACCCCUGUGCUCCUGUUUACCCAUGUUUUUAGGGUUUCCGCCGAACUGUAGACCCGAAUGUCUUGUUAACAGCGAAUGUCCUAACCAUCUCGCUUGUAUCAGGCAAAAAUGUACUGAUCCUUGCAUAGGAUCCUGCGGAAACAAUGCCAUUUGCCGGGCUACCCUACACCGACCCCAGUGUUCUUGUCCCCAGGGAUAUACAGGAAAUCCGAUUGAUGGUUGCUCCCUGAUUCAGAAUGUACCACCGGUCACCACCAGGCCAUGUGAUCCUUCGCCCUGUGGAGUUAACGCUUUCUGCCGUGAACGUUUUGACACUGCAAUCUGCGAGUGUCAACAGGACUAUAGAGGAAACCCAUACGAAGGAUGUCAUCCCGAAUGCUUGGUCAACAGCGACUGUCCCAAAUCUCAAGCUUGCAUCAGGACCAAGUGCCAAGAUCCUUGCGUCGGAACAUGUGGAAUUGGGGCAAUCUGCUCUGUAUCCAACCACUUCCCUGUAUGCUCUUGCCCACAACCAACGGUGGGAGAUGCUUUCACCCUGUGUCAGCCAAUGACAGUUCCACCAAAAUCCGACCCAUGCCAUCCAUCACCUUGCGGACCAAACACCAUCUGCGAUAGUAUUGGUGGAAAUGCACUUUGCCGAUGCUUACCAGGAUUGAAGGGCGUACCUACAGAUCCUUCUGGCUGUCACCCAGAAUGUAUUCUGAGUUCCGAUUGUCCAGGAGAUUUAGCAUGCAUAAACAACAAGUGUGCGAAUCCUUGUGCUCAAAACGUUUGUGGCGUUAAAGCCAAUUGCAGAGUCAUCAACCACAGUCCACUUUGCACUUGCCCAUCGACCUUAGUCGGAAAUCCUCUGGAGGAAUGUUACGAAGAAAAAGCUCUCAAUCCCUGCAACCCAAGUCCAUGCAACAGCAAUGGUGAAUGUAGAGUAAGGCACGGUCUGCCAAUUUGCAUCUAUCCAGAGUGUGUCAUCAACACAGAUUGUCCGCGUGACAGAGCUUGCUUCUCUCAGAAAUGUAGAGAUCCUUGUGUCGACGCUUGUGGUAUUAAUUCUCUCUGCCAGACCAUAAAUCAUAGAGCGAUUUGCUCAUGUCCCAAAGGUUUCAUAGGAAGUCCUUACGUUCAGUGUACAAUACCUCAAGAAGAACCACCUCGACCAGAGUGUACAGACAACUCAGAGUGUCCAAAUAACAAAGCUUGCAUUAACCUCAUAUGUACCAAUCCUUGCGAACUCGAUUCGUGUGGCUUCAACAGCAACUGCUUUGUUCAAAACCACAGAGCAGUUUGCACAUGCAAGGAUGGCUUUAUUGGAAAUCCUCAACAUCAGUGUAUCAAAAUUGGAUGCCGCAGUGAUAAUGAAUGUUCACCAUCCCAAUCCUGCGUCAAUAACGAAUGUAUCGACUCUUGCUUGAUAACUCAGUGUGGAAUCAGCGCGCAAUGUAAGUCAGAUGGAUAUCACAGAGCCAACUGCUAUUGUCCAGAAGGAUACUUAGGAAACCCGUAUGACCGAUGCCAGCGACCAGAAUGCAGUGCAGAUAACGAAUGUGCCUCUUUCCUGGCAUGUCGUAACAACAGAUGCGUCGAUCCAUGCAAUUGUCCACCAUCAGCUCAAUGUUCCGUUGCAAACCAUCGACCUAGUUGCCGAUGUGCACCUGGAUUCAUGGGUGAUCCUUACGUAUUCUGCGCAAUGGAGCCAGCUACAAUUCCUCCUGAGUGUAAAAUUGAUGCAGACUGUGCAAGCAAAUUCGCUUGUUUCGACGGGGCUUGCAAGGAUCCUUGCAAAGAAUCUAAACCCUGUAUUCCUAAUGCCAAAUGUUCUGUUGUGGACACUCUACCAAUGAGAUUGUUGAUUUGCGAGUGUGCACCAAACUUUAUUGGAGAUGCCACAGUCGCUUGUCUCCCAGUGGACAAAAAAAUAGAACAUAUUUGCCAAUCAGACUCAGAAUGCACGCCUGAUACGGCAUGUAUUAAUCAACGUUGUGUAAAUCCAUGUGGAGUCAGUCCAUGUGCUCAUUCUGCUGAAUGUCAUGUUGAGAACCAUCGUCAUCGGUGUCUCUGUCAUGAAGGAUUAAUUGGAGAUCCGUUUAUAAACUGCCACAGAGAAACGCUUCCCGAGUGCACAAUAGAUUCCGAUUGUAUUUCAGACCUAGCAUGUAUAAACCAGGUUUGUCAAAACCCGUGUUUAAAUGCGCGCUGCGGAUCAAACUCUGAAUGUGUCGUUCACAAUCACCACCCAACCUGCAGAUGUCCUUUUAAUCUGGCUGGAGAUCCUCAAGUUCAAUGUUUCAAUCCUGAGUGUGAGGCAGAUAGUGACUGUCCCUAUGACAAAACUUGUGUCAACCGAAAUUGUGUUUCUCCUUGUGUUAACGCACUUGUCACCUGUGGACGAGGAGCGGAAUGUACAGCAGCCGCUCACCGAGCUCAGUGUUCUUGUCCUCCCGGCACUCAAGGAGAUCCACGUGUUGCUUGCAUUCAAGGCGUUUGCCAUUACAACGAGGAUUGUGCCGACGACGAGGCUUGUGAUAGGUUAAAUAGAGUCUGUCGCAAGGUUUGCUCUGAGGACAGCUGUGCGGUGGAUGCUAUUUGUCAAGCGCAGAACCAUGAGCUGAAAUGUUCUUGUUCUCCGGGAACUAAAGGAAAUCCGUACGUCGAGUGUCUGGGAGAACCAUUUGAACCAGACUGCACAGAAGACCGACAAUGCCCAACGCAUUUCGCUUGUAUUAAUGCUAGGUGUCAAGAUCCUUGCUUGGUUGCUAACAUGUGCAGCAGUGACCGAACUUGCAGAGUCUUUCCCACGGAACAUAUUCGAACUAUCAUUUGUGAGUGUCCGAAAGAUGCGUACACUGAUGAAAACGGCAAUUGUAGGAUGCAUGGUGCCGAUCAAUGUCGCGUGGAUGAUGAGUGCGACAAUCACGAAUUAUGCCAGAGUGGAUCUUGCAUUGUAGCUUGUCUCACCAUCCAAUGUGGAUUCAAUGCUCAAUGUAAAUCUACGUCUCACUCCGGAAUUUGUACCUGUGCUGCCGGUUUUUCGGGUAACCCAUACAUAGAAUGCUCCGAAGUUACAAUUCAAACACCGAUAUAUCUUCCUGACUGCGUUUCCAACGAUGAUUGCUCCUCAGAUAAGCAGUGUAUCAACUCUCGCUGCACUAAUCCUUGUAUUGAGGCUAGUCCUUGCGGAAGAAAUUCGUUCUGCCACGUUUACGAUCAUAAUGCAGAGUGCAAAUGUCCCGAAACAUACUUGGGCAAUCCUAUCGUUGAGUGCAUACCACCUUUGAAAAUACCAAUAUGCGACUCGAACAGUCAGUGCGCUGGUACGGAAUCGUGUGUCAAUGGCAACUGUAUUAGUCCGUGCGAUUGUGGUUUAAAUACCAAAUGUUUUGUCGCAAACCACUAUCCAAUUUGCAGUUGCUUACCAGGAUACUCCGGAAAUCCACAUUUAGGAUGCACCAAGUUGGAAUGUGAAAUAGACAGUGACUGUAGAUACACUGACAUAUGUCACAAUGGACAGUGCAUCAACCCUUGCAUUUUAGAAGAUAAAUGCGCUGUUAAUGCUGAAUGCUACGGAGCUAAUCAUCGAGCAGCAUGUAAAUGUGGUCCAGGAUAUUACGGAAACGCAGAUGUACACUGUGAGAGAGCAGAGUGCACCAGCAGUUACGACUGCCCAUUCAAUCUGGAUUGUUAUGAAAACAGAUGCAUCAAUCCCUGCACAUACGACAAUCCAUGUGCACAAAACGCCGAAUGUUUCGUUCAAAAUCACAUCGCGUCCUGCCGCUGUCCGGAAACUUUACCUAGCGGAAAUCCAUACUCUUACUGUGAACGUCGUCCACCACAAAAUGAACCCGAAUGUCUCAAAGAUGUGGACUGUCCAAGCAAACUGGCUUGCAUUAAGAAGACUUGUGUGGAUCCCUGCACUGAAAUUCGACCUUGUCUCGAGAAUGCUCGUUGCAGCGUUUUCGAUAACGUGCCCGUACGAACUAUGGUGUGCACCUGUCCGGAUGGAUGGAUUACAAACAAAGAUGGAUUCUGUUCACGAAUUCAAAUCACCAGUGGAUGCGACUCAAACGACCAAUGUCCGGAACACCAGUCUUGUAUAAACCGCCAAUGUCGAGACCCUUGUAAUUGUGGAAGCAACGCCGUUUGCUACGUCAAGAACCACAACCCGAUUUGUUCUUGCCAGAAGGGAUAUCAAGGUCAUCCUGAUGUCGCCUGCUUCCCCGCCGAGUGUCAACGUGACUCCGAAUGCAUGCCCGACAAGGCAUGUGAAAAUGGAAACUGUGUCAAUCCUUGUCUACUGACUUCAUGCGGUACAAAUGCGGAGUGCUUCGUUCGAAACCAUAAGGCAAAUUGCCGCUGUCAAUCAGGUUUCCGAGGAAACGCUCAAGACAUGUGUCGUGUAAUCGGAUGCUACAGAAACAGCGACUGUCCCAGCGACCAUGCAUGUGUCAACGAGCAGUGUACCAACCCAUGCUUAACUGACACUUCUUGUUCUUCCCGAGCCAGCUGCAUAGUGCAAAAUCACCUUCCAUUCUGCAAAUGCCAGAAUCAUUUCACCGGAGAUCCUUACGUUGGCUGUGAGCGUCGUCCAGAACCACAGUGUAGGGAUGAUGAUGACUGUCCUCACUUAAGAGCUUGCAUAAAUGAAAAAUGUCAAGAUCCUUGUACGGCGCUCGAACCUUGCGUUGAACCAGCUGAGUGUAGAGUGAUGCCCAACCAUUCAGUGAAGUCGCUGGUUUGCGUUUGUCCAAGCGGGUACAUCAGCAGUGGAAGCAGAACUUGCGAACGAAUCAUUAUCAAUCCUGGCUGCACACGAGAUAGCGAUUGUCCAUCAGACGAAGCUUGCAUCAAUGCACUCUGUAAAGAUCCAUGUGCUUGCGGCUCGAAUGCGGCUUGUACUGUGAGAGACCAUAAGCCAAUAUGUUCGUGUCUUCCUGGACACGAUGGAAACCCUCAAGUGCACUGUAGUAAAGUUAUCGGUUGUCGAUCAGAUAGCGAAUGUAGCGGAACUCACACUUGCGUCAACCACAACUGCGUACCAGCAUGUGCGCCUUCAGCAUGUGGAAGAGGAGCAGAGUGUCUUGCUAUAAAUCACAAAACCAUCUGUGAAUGUCCACUUGGUUAUGGCGGUAAUCCGAGAGUUGCUUGUGUUCUCAUUGGAUGUAGAAGUAACACUGAAUGUCCUACGGACAAGGCUUGCAUUAAUAAACUAUGCGAAAGUCCUUGCACACAAAAUCCUUGCACGGGACAAACGGAAUGUCGUGUCCACAAUCAUGCUGUUCAGUGCCUCUGUCCCGAAGGAUACGUCGGAGAUGUAAGAAAAGGCUGCCGUAAAGUUGAUGUAUUAUGCAAGUCUGACUCCGAUUGUCCAUCCCAAAAAGCAUGCUUCAAUGGCCAGUGCAGUAAUCCUUGCGAGAUGGUCAGGCCUUGUGGAAUCAAUGCAAAUUGUAGAAUUUCUGACGUACUGCCAAUAAGAUUAAUGAUAUGUGAAUGCUUGCCUGGAUAUCGAGGAUACGCAAUUGAACGCUGUGAAAAAGUUAAAGAUUGUCCGCUAGAGAAGGGUCAAGUUCGAGACGAGAAUGGAAACUGUGUGUGUCCGCCUGGUAAGGGUAAGGAUAGAAAUGGCGUUUGCACAACUUGUCGCCCGGAAAUUGGAAUGAGAAUUGAUCUCGAUGGCAAUUGUGUUUGUGCUCUUGAGAAAGGUUGGAGCUAUGACGAAUAUGGAAACUGCGUAUGCCCAACACAACAUGGUUACACUGUAGAAAAAGACGAGUGCAAACUGAAAGCUUGCUUCAAUGACGAUGAUUGUCCAGACGACAAAACGUGUUCAUCAAUGACAUCCACGUGCGAAAAAUGUCCUAAAGGCUAUCAUGGUCUGCAUUGCACUAAGGUCAUGUUUCCUAAUUUAGCUGGACGUACGGACUUCCCUAAAUCGGAAGUUCAGGCGCAUUGUCUCUCUGAUGGUAUAGAGGUAGACAUAAACUUCAGCAACAGUACAGAAGCAGAUGGUUUUGACGGGGUGCUAUACGUGAAGGGCCAUAGCAAAGAGGAAGAGUGUAGAAGAAUUAUUUCUCUAGAUCGUGGUGUGACCAAUCAUCACCUGACAUUCAAAGUUAGGUUUGGUAAUUGCGGAUUAAUACACGUCAAUGGAGAAGCCGCUUUCAAACUCAUUAUACAAAAGCAUCCGAAACUGAUGACGUUCAAUGCACAAGCAUAUGUUAUUCGGUGCUUGUAUCAAAUUGGAGAACAAAAUGUAACGCUAGGAUUCAAUGUUUCAAUGCUCACGACCGCUGGAACAAUUGCAAACACCGGACCUCCACCAACUUGUGCAAUGCGAAUUGUCACUCAAAAUGGAGCUGAUGCUAUGGACGCGGAAAUAGGAGAUAAUCUCAUGUUACAAGUCAAUGUAACUCCCAAUUCGAUUUACGGAGGUUUUGCACGAAAUUGUGUUGCCAAAACGAUGGACGAUAAGAAAGAAAACGAAUACAUCGUCACGGACGAGAACGGGUGCGCUACUGACCCAACGAUAUUUGGAGAAUGGGAACAAGACGCUGAAACGCAAGUUUUGUCAGCGAGCUUCAACGCAUUUAAAUUUCCCAAUAGCGACAAUAUACGCUUCCAGUGUAAUAUCCGUGUCUGCUUCGGUAGAUGCCAGCCAGUUAAUUGUAGAGGAUAUAACGCUUUUGGACGUCGACGAAGAGACGUCGAGUCCGAACCUAAUGACACUGCCUUAAGUAUAAGAAACGGUAACGAAGGACAACUUCAUGAAGAAAUUACAGUAAAUUCAAACACAAUACGUACCAUGGAGAGGACAGAACCCCGAUAUCUAUCGGAUCCUACUGGAUCUCCUGCAGCUCAACGAGUAGAAGACAUAUGUGUUUCAAUGGUCGGCUUCGUAAUAUCACUAGUUAUUACAGCACUUCUGGCGCUAGUCGCCGUAGCAAUAGCUGUUUCCUGUUGGCUCUUGGCCUAUCGACGCCAGCCAAAGACAGCCGGACCACUGCCACAUCCACCCGAAUUCCCAAAUCCCUUGUUCACCACCGAAUCGGUGGCUGAACCAUCGCCCGAUUAUCAUCUGUCAUAAAUCUCAUAGAAUAAUUAUUUGAUAAUUAACAUAAUUUGAUAGGUAAAUGAGAAAUACAUCUCGGGCCAUUCGCGUCCUACUGACCAGUUUUGUAUUUCUGCGGCAUCUCCUCCAUUGACUUAUUCUUCCUUAAUCUCAGGGUACGUUUGAUCAUGAUGGAAAGUGUAUUUGAUAUCGAUGAGCAUUGUAGCACUUACUAUUUAUGGUGAUGGUAUUUUCCAUUAUCUAGGUAUGCGUGAAAAGACUUUGUACUUUUACAUUCUUUUAUUUCUUAUAAGUAUCGAUUCUAGUCCCUGGAGGAUUUGUUUAAUAUAUAAUCAUUUGCAAACUUAAUUGCUGUGUAAAGUCAAACAAAUUAGUCUAAUAUAGCUUUCUUACUUUUAGACAAUUGUACAUUUUUUAUCUAAUAAAAGGCUAAUGAUUUA